Messenger RNA from Pieris brassicae (large cabbage white), 45340 nucleotides. It is a transcript of the gene Msp300, whose product is annotated as nesprin-1. The transcript has 53 exons. The coding region runs from base 229 to 44886 and encodes 14885 amino acids. Gene Ontology annotation, cellular component: cytoplasm; meiotic nuclear membrane microtubule tethering complex; nuclear outer membrane. Gene Ontology annotation, molecular function: actin filament binding. Lineage: Eukaryota; Metazoa; Arthropoda; Insecta; Lepidoptera; Pieridae. Gene Ontology annotation, biological process: nuclear migration. The record is from RefSeq and is a predicted model, not a curated record.
AGUCCACAAUCAGCUGCCGUCGAAAUUUCCUAAAAUCAAUCGAACGCGUGCCUGAAAACUCCACUUGGUUAUCGCGAAAAAUUCAAAAGUAAACGUGCUCGCGAGUCGCCAUUGUGAUUUUUUUUUGUAUCGUGGCAGUGUGAGUGAUUUGUGGAUUUACGAACGUCCGUUUAAGCGCGAUGCACAUUUGGGCGUGACACACCGGAUUGAGACGAAUCAAUCCCCGCGAUGUCACAAACGCCCCACGGUCGCGGCCGCGCGCGUCACCCCGGACCUCCCUCUCCCGCUCACUACCGUCCGCCCUCCCCGUGGGCCCCGAGCCCCCCACCAUUGAUAUCUGGACCACGACACUCCACAGCUAUCCUUUCUCCCCCACCAGUUCAACCUACUCCAAAACCCUUCCGUCCACUCCACUCCCCUCAUUUACGACAACAUUCACCUUCUCCUAGCUCUCAUUUUUCCAUCUCUCCAUAUCCGACUUCCCCUUACCCCAUUUCACCAACGUUGGGCCAGAGUCCUGAAUACUAUUAUUCGUCGCCGUAUGAAACACGCGAGUAUGAUUACGCCGGCAUACCGUUGGAGCCUCCUCCGCCACCGAGGCCGAUGAUAUAUGAGGAGGAUGAGGAACGAGGUCCAUCGACAGCUGAGAUCAUAGCAAACCAGUCUCAAGAAGGAUAUGUGGAUGAGAAGCUUGCUGAGUACCAAGCCACGAUUCAGCUUUUGCAAGAUGAACAGGAAAGAGUACAGAAGAAAACGUUUGUUAACUGGAUCAAUUCACACUUAUCGAAGAGAAUACCUCCCUUGCGAAUCGACGACCUUAUCUACGACUUACGAGAUGGAACCAAACUAUUGGCGUUGUUGGAAGUUUUGUCUGGCGAGAAAUUGCCUAUGGAGCGUGGUAGAGUCUUACGUCGUCCCCAUUUCCUCUCAAACGCCAAUACAGCACUCCGCUUCCUAGCGGGAAAACGCAUCAAGCUGGUGAACAUCAACGCAGCCGACCUCGUUGAUGGAAGACCAGCGGUAGUUCUGGGGCUCAUAUGGACUAUCAUAUUGUACUUCCAGAUCGAAGAGAACAGCCGAGCCCUAGAGUACCUCAGUGGAUCGCGUUGUGCGUCUGUCAUGUCGCAGGAGUCCGGAACUGCGACACCGACACACAGAGCGGAAGACCGCUGGAAGCAGGGCGCCAAGAAGACCUUGCUGCAAUGGGUGGCUAAUGCGUUGCCUAAGGACUCAAAUAUCCAAGUAACAGACUUCGGGCCGUCAUGGCGUGAUGGUAUCGCUUUCCUGGCGAUCAUUGAUGCAAUCAAAGCCAACCUUAUAAACCUGGCGGAGAUGAAGAGGAAGACAAACAGACAGAGAUUGGAACACGCGUUCGAUGUCGCUGAAACUCAGCUAGGUAUCGCUAGGUUGCUGGACGCUGAAGAUGUAGAUGUUGAUAAGCCAGAUGAGAGGUCCAUAAUGACAUAUGUUGCCCAGUUCCUACACAAAUAUCCUGAGCCUAAGACGACGGGGCCAGACGCAGUAGCGGCAGUACAAGAAGAGUACGAAAUAUUACGGGCGUGGCUUGCAGAGCGCGUGAGCAUACUUCAAAGACAAUAUGACUCCAGAACUCUCUCCAGAAACUACAAUGAUUAUCUCCUGGCGGAAACCGACCGAUUAGCUCGCGAGCCAUUGUACCACAAGCUGGAGAAGCUUAUGUACACACAGAGCCUAGUAGCCAUCGCCCCCAGCUCCUGGCGAGAACUUGUUGGACUCUGGGUAGAACUAGAACGACUGCACAGGAAAUGGCUCUGGCUUCUAGAUUCAGAUUUACCCGGAGAUUUCCGUGUUGUUGGGGAGUGGCUAGCCCGAGCUGAAUUCUUACUUUACUUCGAUGAAAUACCGACCGCCUUUGAUGAAAAGACAGCGGCGAUCAUCAGUGAAAAACUAGAGGAACACACAAGAUUCUUCGCAGAUUUACCCGCUGUCAUAGAGCGAUUUGAAGCCGCUCUGAGAUCUUCCGACGCAUCCCAAAUCCCCCCCGAAAGACUGCUGAAUAUGCAGCAGCGAUUGCAGACAGUGAGUCGUAACGCUCCCCAAAGAAAAGCGAGAUUGAAAUAUCUCGAACACAAAUGCUGUAUCGUUGCUUUCACCGAAUUAACGAAGGCUAAACUAGCCGCUUGGACCGGUAAAUACGGUCGAAUCGAUCAUGUACGUGCCUUAUUAGAAGAUUACGACAAUUUUGUAAUAAAGAAUAAAAUAUUCCAAGAAUUUGAUAGAGCUUACGUUGAUAUAAAGCAGGUAGCUGAGGAGUAUAAGAGAGUGUGUGAAGUAGAUAGAAGUGAAGCCAGAGAGAUUGAUGUGUUUUUACGAGAUGUGUCUGAAACGUGGAGGAGAGUUGCAUCUGAUGUGAGAUGCGCUAGAAGUGUACUCGAGGAAGUAAUCGCUCACUGGGAAAGGUGGACGAUGCUAUCUGACAAAUUUACAACAUGGCUAGAUAAAGCACAGCAUAUGCUACGAGUCUCAGAGGACGAGAGGCUCGAGUUCUUCCAAGAUUUGACAGUGUGGAAGGAGAAGCAUCAGUUGUUAGGAGACGCUGCAGGCUUCCUGGCAGCAACAUGUACCGAGGAACAUAGCUCAGAGAUUAAAAGAAAGUACGUGGAAAUCACAGAAAGAUGGGAACGAGUCUGGGAAGAAGCAGAAAGAUACGUCAGAGGAGGUGAUGCUCUUCGCCAUAGACGCGAACUCUCGAAUGGGAUUCAGAAUCUGGACUCGUGGCUAACGGGCGCUGAGAAUCUGCUUUCCCGGCACCCACGAGCCAACACAACUGAUAUACAAACAUAUAUUGAUCAACUUUUACAACUUAACUCGGAAAUUGAACAACAUGAAGAACUCUUUAAGUCAAUAAGCAGGACAUUUCAAAACGCAAUCGCUGAGUUACCUCGAGACGAAGUUGAGAAAAACAUGAACAAACUGAAGCAGCAAAAGGAAGCUUUAGUCAAAGUCAGGGCUACUGUCCCUGUAAAGUUGCAUCAAUAUCGGCAGCUAUUGGUCCAGCACGAGUCGUUGGAGACAGGACAAAAAGAAAUUGGACAGUGGCUGGAUAAGGCCGAGAACGCUCUUCGAUCCACUACCGAAACUAGGCGUGAGGUGAUAGAAGAAACUUAUGAAAUACAUCGAACAUUCUUCUCACGGACAACAUACUAUAGAUCAAUGCUGGAAAGUAAAAACAAAGUAUUCCAGAAUAUUGUAAAGGCGGCUGAUAUGGAUAAAAGCGCAGACGUCAGCGAUCAACUUUCUUUAAUGAGGGAUCUCAAUGAGAGAUUUGCACAUGUAUCAUCUGAGGCAACUCGCCGUGAAGCAGAUUUGCAACGUUUGGUUCGCGCCUGGGAAGAUUUCGAAAGCAAAAAACGUGUCGUUGAAGACUGGGCGUCUAGAGCUGAAGCGUUGCUAGGUGAUAACAGAGUGGAUAAUAAGCAAGCGCUUCAUUUACAUGAACAGUUCUUUCAUGGAGCUGACGAAAGAGCGGUGUCAGAACUUGUCCGAUCAGGACGAGAGCUAGUUGAGUUAGUGAAGGAAGAAGAUAGAGCCGGUGUGGUUCGAACAGUAGAAGAGUUGCAAAGAAGAUGGAAGGAAUUACUUGAGCGCGCGCCGCCACAUCUCAUGCGACUAGAAUUCAAAUUGGAUGAGACCGUCUUUCAUCAUUGUAUCAAAGAUAUCGAAAAGGAAAUCGCUUAUGAGGAGCAGGCUUUCAACCAAAGUGAUGAUGCAGAUGGCAUUCUUAUCAGAAAUGAGGAGUACUUCCGUAAUCAGGGCAAGGUGAUGCAGGUUGAACAAUGUCUUCAGAAUCUCAAUAAAAUUUCCAGUAGUUAUACACAUCAAACGGGAGACACAAGCCUUGAGGAAGAGCUGCGAAGAUGUGAAGGACAAUGGGAAUCUACAGUACAUCGAGUAGAAAACUUCAGACAACAACUUCAACAGAUUCCAGCUAAGUGGGAUGCUUAUAGAGAGAGAUUCGGGGAAAUGGAAAGGUGGAUGGACCAUGUUGAUAGGACUAUGGACAGCAUUGUUCGAGAAGUUGACUCAGCUGAAGCAUUUGAAAGAGAAAAAACAAUCUUUCAGAACAUUUGUCGUGAAGCCGACCGAAAACGCGAAGAUAUGAAAUGGCUUGUACAAACAUUGGAUAUGCUUUCAAAUCACUGUUCUGAUAAUGAAGCUCAAGAAGAACAGGUUAAAUUAGAAAAUCUGAUUUCAAGAUAUAAAAAUCUCAUACCCACUAUUGAAAUUACUAUGAUUAAGACUGAGACCUACACUAGAUGUUACACAUAUAGACGAGAAGUACAUGAAGUUAUUUGUAUAUUAGAAAAUGCUCAGAAACAUGCAAUGGUUGAACCUGAACCUCAAUCUCUACAGCAAGUUGAACAAUUAGUACUUGAGCAGCAAGCAACUGUCCAGAAACUAGAUAGGCAGAGGCCUUCAGUUAUGUCCAUGUUGCAACGAGGAAAGGAACUAAUUAAAGAUGCAAAUGCUCCAGCAUUUGUCAGAGAAGAUGUCAGGAAUCUUGAAUCUGGAUGGAAUGUUGCUUAUGAAUCCAAUACUGACCGCCUACAUAAGUUAUGUGAUACCCAAAAAGUUUGGUCUAAUUACGAAUAUCAGAAAGAAGAAUUGCUCUCUGAUAUAGAUAAAAUUGAAAAUUUUGUUGCGCAUCCUGGUUUAGAGCUCGGUGUCUCUAGCAUAAGUCGUGAAUUGCAGGAAACGCAUGCUGUUAACGCUGAUAUAGAAAAAGCAAAAUCAGAAAGAUUACCGCAAUUGCAACAAGCCUAUGUAGAAUUGCAAUCUCUUACAGCUAAUAAGCCAAAACCAGUCAUAGAAAAAGAUUUAGAAACUAUUGAACAUAAGCUAGAUAGAGUACAAGAUGAAGUGCAGACAAAGGUUAUACACCUUGAAAAGUUUAACGUAGAGUGGACUAAAAUUGAGCGUAAACUCGACGAUGUCCGUGAUUGGAUUAAGAAAGAGAGUCCGGCUUUAAUAUCACAAAUUCAAUCUGAAACCAUAACGCCCGAAGAAAGAGUAGAAAAAUCUCAAGUGCUACAAAAAGUUAUCACUGAGAAAAUGGAUAUCAUCAAAAAUGUAGCCGAACAAGGAUCUAAAUUGGCGGUUGAACAUCGAGUUCAAGAUUCAAACAGACUUAAAGGUGACGUUGCUUUACUCGAAAAAAUGAUGGUUGAUCUACAAAGAUGCACUGAGCAACAAACGAAAGUGGUAGAGCAUGAUCUUGCUAGCUGGCAGAAAUAUCAAAAAGGAGUUGCAGAAAUUAAACCAUGGAUUGAAGAAGCCGAACUAAAGUUAGGGAGCCUUCCCAAAGCAACAACAUUGCCAGAAGCACAACAAUUGCAGCAGCAGUCUAGAGCAUUGGUGACCGACUGUGACAAACAAUUGAUGAACCUACAGAUAUUGUCUAGUGUAAGCCAUCAACUCUCAGGCAAAACGAGUGCUCCUGAUGAAGUGGAUGCAAUACAUUCUAGGUGGGCAGUUGUCCAUGACCUAGCAGACCAAUGGAAUAGUAAAUUAGAAAAGCUAACAGCCCAAUGGGAAAUAUUUGAAAAGGAAGCAGAAAAAAUUGAAGUUUGGAUAGAUAAUGGGGAAAAGCUGAUAAAUAGUCGAAAUGUUAAUGUUGAAACACCGCAAGUAGAAAAACUUGAUCGAGAAUUAAACAAAUUGAAGUCUUUUGGAAAUGAAAUUUCACAACAACAAGCUAAAAUAAUAACGUUAUCUCAAACAUGCGAUAAUAUUUGUCAUAGUGUGCAACCAGAAGGUGCUAAUUUAUUGAAAAAUAAGGUAAAUGACAUUAAACAGCGAACAAACAACCUAGCGGAAACUGUAAGAUCAAGAAUAAACGAGUUGUCUGAUAAAAUAAUUGUAAAACAAGAGUUCCUUACAAAAUUGCAUAACUUUGACAACUGGAUAACUGAUUUCAGAAGAAAAACCGAAAGCUAUGAUCAAAUAAGUUCGGACAGAGUUGAGCCAACUCUUCAGUCAAUGCAUGUUUUACUUCAAGAACACGCAGCGAAGGCACCGGAAUUUACUGAUAUUUAUAAUGAAGUUAAGAAUAUGACACUCGCAUCUCAUCCAGAAGAAAUGCGUUCCUUAAAUGACACCUAUUCGAACAUUGCAGAUAACUAUCAAUUGAUUGAAAGUACUAUUCAACAAAACAAAACCAUUCUUCAAAAAUGGUCAGAUUUAUUGAACUGGUAUGAAGACAAUAAGCAACAAUUGAACCACAUACAGUAUCAAAUUGAUGGACCAAAAUUAACACCGGAAAGCUACGAAGUUCUUCGCCAAGAACUUGUUAAUAUACUAACCAAAGUACCCGAGAGAAAGACCAACGUAGCGUUGUUGGAUGGUCCUUCAAAGAUAAAAGUUACUGAUCAAAACACUGGAAGACUUAUUUCACCGUCUAGCUUGGUGAAAGAAAUAGAAACAAAGACUGAAACUUUGCUAAAUCAGACUAUUUCAAAAAGAGACCUAGUUCAAAAAGUUGGUGCUCGUUGGGACAAGUUUAAUGUACAGCAUAAAGCUUUGUCGGAUAUUCUCCAAAAUAUUCAAACUUCCCUUAAUGACAUGUCUCAGAAACCUGCUCCUUUAACAGAUGCAACAAUACAGGAGAUGACUGAACAAUUGGAUCGUUUAGAUGCAGAAUUAAAAGAAAAACAAUCUGUAAGAAAGGAACUGAGAGAAGAAGGACUGCAUUUAAUGCGUGAAGAUCAACAAAAUAUGGGUACCAUUCAAAACGCUCUCUCUGCAGCGGACAAUAGCUGGGACCAAGUGGUCAACGCCGUUCGUGAUACUAAAAAUAAGUGCAUAUUACUUUCAUCAACUCUACAAGAAUUAAAGAACUUUAAUGUAGCUUUUGAUAGAGAAAUGUCUAGAGCAGAACAACUAUACAAUGAAUGUAAAAGUGCACCAAAUGAUUACAUUCAGACGGCACAGGCAUUAGAGAAAGCGAAAAAGUCGUAUGAAGUGCUAAAACGUUCUAAAGGCUUGUUAGACCAGAUGGAUGUAAUAAAACAAUCUGUACUAAAACAGGCUUCUACCCUAGGUGGUUUUGAUACUUCUCCUUUAGAGGACGCUUUCCUAAAUACUCAAACACACUGGGAAAAAGUAAAUGAUUCAAUUAUUAAAAGAAUCCAAGAUUUGGAUUCUCAGCUUUUAGUCUGGCGACAAAUUGAUGACGUCAAAAAUCAAGUAGUACAAUGGCUUAGUGAAACCGGGCAAAAUCUCGGUAACGCUUGUGAUAACCUAGAAAUUAGGUUUGGGCAAAAUCACCUUAUGAAAUACAAAGAAGAACUCCCAAUAUAUUUAGGGUUAAAAGGCAGUAUAAUUACUAAAUGUGAACAGAUUACAAAUCUAAAUAAGAGUAUACCUGCAGCACAAGUAUCGUCAAUUGUUGAAUAUUUAGAUAAUGAAUUUGAUGCUCUAAAAUCUUUGGCUGACAAUUUAGAAAGUGCUGUAUCAUCCCUCGAAUCAAAAGAAAAUAAAUUUAAAGAUACUAUUAAACGUCUUUCAGAUAAGGUAAGCAAAGUACGUGAUGAUAUUAUAAAAUGUGAUGACAUGUCCGGUGAUAAUAGUAAAAUAUUGGAUCGUUUGAAAAAAUGCCAGUUAUGUAAAGCUGAGCUUCAAAACUUUAAUGACGAGAUCGAUAACUUAUCACAAAACGUAUCUGAAAUGAAUGCUAAUUAUCCUGGUUUCUACGAGUCAUUGGUACCAAAAGAACUUAGUAAUCUUCAGAAAAGGUUUGAAAGCGUCUUGACACACGCAAAUAAAACUGAAACUACGCUUCUUACUUUCUUACAAAAAUCAUUCACGGAUAAACUUAGCAUGUUUAACAGAAAUUUAAAGAUAUUGGAUGAUAAAACAAGAUGGUGCAUGCCGGAUGUUAAUAAUGAUAAGUACAACCUCGAGGUAAAAAGCGCCGCACUACUCGAAGUCGGGACGGGUAUUGAAGAAUGCCACAAAAAAAUUAAGGAAUUAAAAGAAGCUUGUGAAACUUUACGAAUUGUAGCUGAACCAGUUAGUGCCCAAGAAGCUGCCGUGCAAACAGAAAAAGCGCAGAAAAACUUGGAUGUAUUGUCGUCAAAUUAUGAUGAAAUCAAAAAUAGAUUGCAAGAAAAUAUUGAUGCGUGGCAAGAUUAUGAGACAUUAUUAGAACGGGUUUCAGAAUGGCUACGAGAAAAAGAAAACCAAGUUCGUUUAGAAGCAGCUAAUCUCAGCGACUUAAAUGAUAUUGACAAUAAAAUUAUUCUACUUGAAGGUUUGCGCAACGAGAUUAAAAACUAUAGUGGUGAAAUAAACAGGCUCACAGAAAUUGGAGAAAGUGUGCUUUCAAAAAAUCCUGAUUCUAGAGUUACACAAUAUAUCAAUCAUUUAGUGAAUAGAUAUCAAACUGUAGACAGGUUCAUAGAUAACCACAUUAACCGUUUACGUGACUUAAAGAAAAAUAAAGAGAAGUACGAGAAAACAACAAGCGAUUUCAAAAAUUGGUUACAAGAAGCUAAUGCUAAAAUAGUCGAUUUAGCUGCUAUGAGCAAACAUUCUAAGCCUUCAGUGGCUGACUUAGAACAGGUUAAAAAACUAAAUGAAAACAAAGAAUUAGGCCAACGAUUACUCAAUAGUGCUAUUGAAACUGGUGAAUCGUUAUUUAGUGGCAUAACACCAGAAGGGCGUGAAAAAGUCAGAAAUGAGUUACGAACAUUGCGCGAUUUGUUUGAAGAUUCUGUAGAUUCCCUAAAUAACGUAAUUAAGGACAUUGAAACUACUCAUAACAAGAGAUCAUCCUUUGAUGAUACCUUUAACCAGGUUCAAAAGUGGAUAAGUGACAAAGAAAACGAAUUGGGAGAAUUUAAGUUGUGUCCUACUUUACCAGACAAAAAAGCUCAAUUACAUGCAAAUAAAAUACUGCAUCAAGAAGUAGAAUUGCACCAAUCUAUGCUUUCACAACUUACAGAAAAGAUUAAAUUAAUGCCCGAUGACGAAGCUGAAAAAAGUCUUAGUAACGUUAUAGAUAAAUAUUCAAAUAUGUCAACGGCAAUACAAAAUAGAAUAAAAUCAUAUGAAAGUCACGUCUCUGAUCAUGAAAAAUAUGUUCAAAUGUUUGAAGAAACGCGCGAUACCAUUAACCAUAAUGUAGCUGAAAAUAGUAUGUUGCACUAUGGCGUUGUCACACAAAAAGAUGAUAUUGACAAUAAGCUAGCUGUAAUUGAAAAGGUUUCGGCUAAAUCACCAGGAUUAAAACAGGCUUUAGACAAUCUUAAACAUCAAUUGCAUAAAGUUUUGGAAUCUACCAGUCCUAAUGGUCACCCUGUAUUAAUAAGUGAAUAUGAACAAUUAAAAGCAACUUGGGAUCAAUUUGAAAAUCAAUGUCAAGACCAAGAUAAGAGACUUAAAGAGACUUUGCAGCAGUGGAAUAAUAGUCAGAGAACGCUGGAUGAAUUAGAAGAAUGGCUUAAGAUUAAAGAAAGUCUAGUUAGAGAUCAAAGCUUAAAAAGUACCCUGGAAGCAAAAGUAGCACAUUUGCAACGAUUGAAAGAAAUACAAAAUGAAUUGACUGCCAAAACGACGAGUUUCAAUGCUUUAUCUGAUACUCAAAAUAUAACAAAUGAGACAGAAAUAACAAACAAAACUUCAAAAUUGGCUACUAGAUUCCAUACGUUGAACAACUUAGCAAACGAGCUCAUAUCCAAGUAUGAAGUAUUCGUUUCCGAACAUAGAACGUUUGAUAAUGAAUAUAACGACAUGGAAAAUUGGCUUGGUGGGAUGCUUGGUGAAUUACAAGAUUUAAAUGAAAUUGUCGGAGAUUAUGCUGUUCUGCAAGAGAAGCAAAAUAAAGCUAAAGAACUGUAUGAAACCAGAAACAAGAAAACGCCUAUAUUUGAAGAUUUUCUUAGUCUUGGAGAAAAACUUUAUGCACACACAAGUCCCGAUGGCAGAGAGGUCAUUCGUCAGAAAAUACGUAAAGUAAGAUCAUUGUGGGAUAGUUUCGGUGAUAGUUUUCAGGAAACAGUUAAUAAGUUGGAUCAAUGCUUACUUCAAUUUUCCGAUUUUUCUUUGGCUCAGGAACAGCUAACAAAAUGGUUAAAGGACGUAGAACGUGCUAUGCAAAAACACACUGAACUUAAGGCCUCCCUAGAAGAAAAAAAGGCUCAAUUACAAAAUCAUAAAAUUAUGCACCAAGAAAUUAUGACUCACCAACAGCUUGUAGAAUCUGUUUGUGACAAAGCACAGCAAUUAGUUGAUCAAACUCAUGAUGCAUCUUUGAAUGUGUAUUUACAGUCUAUAAAGCAGUUAUUCCAAAAUAUAGUUACUAAAUCUCAAAAUCUUCAAGAGAAUUUAGAAGAAUGUGUCAAGAAACACGAAGAUCUAAGUCGAUUGAUCCAACAAUAUAAGGAAUGGAUAAGCGGUCAAUCAGAAAAGUUAUUGGAUAUUGAAAAUGCUACUGGUGAAAAGCCUGAAAUUAUACGAAAAUUACAGUCUGCUUUAGCAUUAAAAGAUAUUGAAAAAGUUGGUUCCAAUAAAUUAGAUGAAAUUAGAGCUGUUUUUACUAUUGUAAGUAAAAGUACAUCUGAGGCUGGAAAUGUUUUGAUAAAGACAGAAAUUCAUAAUUUACAACAACAAUUACGUAAUGCUGUUCAGAGCAUUGACAUGUCAGAACAAAGAUUAAAGCAGACGUUAAUUGUUUGGAACACCUUUGAAACAUCGAUUGAAAAUUUGACUGAGUGGCUAAAAGAAAUGGAAUCCAAAUGUCGUGAUCAGACUCUUUGUUCUACUUUACAAGAAAAAGAAGACCAGCUUCAACGAUAUGUCGACCUUCGUAACGCUAUUCACACGAAAGAAAAGGAAAUUGACAGCUUUGUUGAUGAAUCUCACAGCCUUAUACAAUUAAGUGGAGUUGAAAGACUUAAGCCACUUGUAACACAAGUCAAUAGUCGCUAUCAACAAUUGCAUCUAAUAUCAAAAGAAAUUGUAACACAUUGGUCGGAACUUGUUGGUGAUCAUAAGAAAUUUAACCAAUUGCAAAGUGAGUUUGAUUUAUGGCUGAGACCACUAGAAGAACAGCUAUCGAAAAUGAUCGAAGACAAACUAAGUAUUGAAAAUAAAGGAAAUAAGCUGCAAGUUUUCUUACUAGAAAAAGACAACGGUGAACAUAAAAUGAGCAUAUUGGCUACUGCUGGUGAUAAAGUACUGCCAGAAACAGCAGCUUCGGGCCGAGAAAAUAUACGCGCUGAUAUAAGAUCACUCAGGGAAAGGUGGGAUAAAUUUAAUGAUAGUAUCGCACAACAGCAAAAAGAAUAUGAAUCACAGACAUUGCAGUGGUCUAGUUAUCAGGAUGUUUUACAACAAACUUUGUCUUGGUUAGAUGAAAAAGAAAAAGUAAUAGAGAAUGAAGAAAAUGCCAAACUUAAUUCUGCUCAAGAAAUUAAAAGUAAAAUAUUAAAAAACAAAACAUUAUUGCAAGAGAUAUCUUCCCAUAAAAGAGUUAUAGAAACAGUUACCGAUAAAGCAAAAACUGUAGCAGCCAGUAUUCAAUCAAGUAAAAAAGAGACUGAAGAAACAACAUCUAUUAUUAAGUCUAUUUGGGAUAGGUAUAAUGCACUCACUAGUAGACUGACUGCCGUCAUCGACAAUCAUGAAAGUACUUAUGAAAUAUAUCAACAAUUUACUGAUCAACAGAAGUCUUUACAAGAUUAUCAAAAGAAUUUGUGGAACAGGCUACAUCUCUUAUCAGAUUUUACCGGUAAUAAAGCCGCAUUACAAAAUAAACUAACGAAAAUUCAAGAACUUUUGGAUGCCAUUCCAGCUGGUAAUAACAAACUUAAAAUACUAUUGGAUUUGAUCGAAAACCAUUCAGAUAAAUUAUCUCCACGUGGUAAAGAAGCCAUGUUCCGAGAACUUGGCUUACUUAAAGCUGAUUUAGAGAAGUUUACGACCACUGUCCAUGAUGUAAAACGUGGUAUAGAAGCUAAGAUACAGCAAUGGAUAGAGUUUGACAAUGCCAAUGAUCGUCUUCAGCACUGGCUCAGUGAUACCGAAAUGAGCCUUAAAACUUAUACACCUAAAGCUACAUUGGAAGAGAAAAUAGAUCAACUCAAUAAAUAUCAGGCUAUUUCAGCUAACUUGAAAAAGGCAGAAAAUGAUGUUGACAAAGUAACAGACGAAUUUAGUGACCUUAUAGAAAAUUGUCACGAUACUAGGAUCACUAUGAAUUUACAGCAAAUGACAUCUAGAUUCCAAUCUGUGCAUUCCACGGCCAAAGAGUUAGUAAAAAAAUGUCAACAAGCAGUGAAUGACCACAAUGCGUAUCAAGAUAAAAAUAGACAAUGUAUUGAUUGGAUUACAACAGCUCAACAUAAGUUUGAUGAAUGCCAGAAGAAUUUGUCCAAUACUCCUGAGGGAAUAGCCGCUAAGCGAGAAAGCCUUAACGAUCUAUUAAGUCAACGACGAAACGCUACACUUCUUGUUAACAAUACUUUUGAACUGGGAGAGAAGUUAUAUCCUUCUACUUCACCUGAUGGAAAAGAGAUAAUUGAACAACAACUUCAAGAUGUACAACAUGCUGUUGAUAAUCUGUAUGAGAAUAUUACAAAGGCUGAACGUACUCUGGAUUCUGAGCUAAAUAAAUGGUCUUCGUUCGAAGAUAAUCUUAAGACAGUACAAGACUGGCUAGUUCUUGCCGAGAAAAAUUUACCUAAAGAACUAGAACUUAAGGCAACCUUAGAUGAAAAAAGAAGCCAAUUAAAUGUCUACAGAGAAUAUUUACAAGAUGCUCUGUCUCAUCAACAAGAUAUUGCCGAACUCGAAAUGCGUGCUCAAAGUCUACCUGACGUGACUGAAGACAUCAAGAAAAACAUAAAUCAGUUGAAGUAUAGACAAGAAACUAUACUUAAAAGAGCAAAAUCAUUUGUAGAACAGUAUGAAGCUAUUGUUAAUAAUCACCAACAAUACUCUAAAGCAGUUAUGGAUUUGCAGGAAUGGGUUGAGGCUACCCAUAAUACUGCUCAGCUGUGGGGAGACGUAAACUUAGAAAGAGUGGCUUUGAGUAGUAAUUGCGAGAAGCUAAAGUCGUUGCAAUUGAGUUUACCGGAAGAGAAAAAUCGCAUCGAUAAAAUACGAAGUAUUGGCGAAAAAGUAUUACCAGGAACAAUGAGCGGUGGCCAAACCAACAUUAGAAAUCAAAUUGAUGCAUCUCACCAAGAAUGGGAAGGAUUGGUGUCCUUCAUUAAUAAAACAAUAGAAUCAAUAGAAAAUAAGAUUCAACAAUGGAAUGAAUAUGAGAAUAUGAAAGACCAAUGUUUAGCUUGGAUAAGAAACACAGACAAUCAAAUUCAUGGUGUCGACUUAAAGGCAACUUUACCAGAAAAACAAGAGCAAUACAAUAAGUUCCAAGAGUUGCAAGGCGAAGUUCGCGCUAAAGAAUUAGAAAUUGACAAUAUUACAGAAAGAGCACAACAUUUGUAUACCGGAAUGUUAGGACCUCGAGGUUCUCAAAUAUCUGACUUAACUGUUAAAUACCAAAUGUUAUGCCAAAAAGUAAAAGAUUUAACCAACAGAUGGCAACAAUAUGUAAAAACACACCAAGAAUUUGCAAGCAAUGUGACUGAGUGUUCACAAUGGAUUGAAGAACUUAGAGAUAAGCUAGAUUUUUGUUCCGAUCUAAGUUCAUGUUCCCAAGACGAUCUUGAAACAAAGUUGGUACUUAUUCAAAACUUACUACUGACAAAAGACGAGGGUUUUACAAAAGUUCAAUCUUUAGUAGAAUUAGCUCAAAAUGUUUUGGCUAAUACUGCACCAACCGGUCACGAUUCUAUCAAUAAUGCAUUAGUAGCUUUACAGGAACAAUGGUCGGCUCUUUUGUCACGCAUGAUUGACACCAAAAAUAUGUUAGAUGACUCCGUUACAAAAUGGGCUGGAUUCCUCGAACAAAUACAGCUUCUAGAAAAAAGUAACACUUGGUUAGAAAAUAGCCUUUCAGAAUUAACGCCGUUUGCAGGUUCCAUGACAGAUAAAAGGGCACAGCUCGAAAAACUAAAAGAAGUUGAAGAAAAAGCUCGUUGUGACCGCUUAGAGGUAGAUAGCCUCAAGGCCAAAGCAUCCGAAAUGUUAGCUAGUGGUCAGCAAAAUCACGCUGCCUCUAAAGCUCAAGAAACCUUAAAUAAGUUUGAUUCCCUUUAUGAUAAAGUGAAAAAAUUACUUGCCGAUAGAGAGGAACAGUACAAAGAUCACAGGUUGUAUAAAGAAGCCCACGAUGAACUUAUUCAGUGGCUCGGAAGGGCGAGAGAAAAAGUUCCAUCAUUAAAAUCCAAACCACUUAGUGAUAAAUUAGCCAUCGAGAAUUCUGUAGCGCCUCUUGAUGCCCUCAUUAAUAAGCAAGCUCAGGGGGAGCUUCUUUUAGAACAUUUGCAACACACUGGGGAAGUUCUUCUUGCAAGUACAUCUCCAGAGGGCCAGGUGGUUAUUAAAAACGAAAUGAAAGCUUUAAAAGAAAGCUUUGAUCAGCUCUUUAAUGAAAUUAAGCAACAAAAGAAUCAGCUUGAGGAUAUUGUGAAUCAAUGGAGAGAUUACAAAGAUGAGUAUGAAAGGUUAUCUGAUUGGUUACAGCAAAAAGAAAUUCUUAUUAAAAACCAUAAAGUGGCGCUGCUAGGAACCGCCAAAGAAAAAGGUGGUCAAGUUAACGAAGUGAAAGAGAUUGUUGAUCAGCUAAGCAAAGGAAAAGUAGACUUUGACAACUUCAAUGAUUCUUCUGCUGGAUUGCUUUCAUCUCAUUUAGACACUUAUGUCAAUAAUCAACUUAGACAUUUAAACUCCAGAUACCAAGUAUUGCUUAACAUGGGUAAUGAUGUCCUUAAGAAAGUUGAAAACAAUUAUGAACAACAUCAAGCUUACGAUGAUAAUUAUGCUAAGACUAAAAAGUGGAUCGAUGAUGCCUGGGAAGUCACCCGCAUUGGAAGUGAGGCAGGUAGCAACAGUAGUAAGGAAGCCUUACAAAAACGUUUAGAACAAAUCGAAGACUUGCUCAAACGUCGCGAAGAAGGUCAAAACUUGGUCCACGCGACCAUAAACAGCGGAGAAAAAGUAUUGAGAAAUACUAGGUCAGACGGAAAAGAUAAAAUUAACACAGAAAUCAAAGAAUUGCAAAAUGAAUGGGACCGUCUUGUUAAGAAAAUGACUACAGCCAAAGUUCAUCUCGAAACCGCACUUUUGCAGUGGGCUGAUUACAGCUCAAGCUAUUCACAGCUACAACAAUGGAUAUCCGAUAGAGAGGCAAAACUGCAAGAGGUUUGCGAACUGAAAGUAGCUAAAUCUAAAAAGGGACAAGAUCGCCUUGCCGGUCUCACGACAGGCCUGAGCUUAGGCGAAAGAAAAGCUACCCUUCGUCAAACAAACAAUAUCGUUCAAGACAUCGUUUCAUUUGAGCCCAUGAUUCAGUCUGUUACAUCUAAGGCAUCAGAAUUGAUGCAACAAGCUCCUGCAUCUGAAAUUACCAGCAAAUACGAGACAUUAUCGAAACAGGCGAAGGAUUUGUAUGAAAAGCAAAAAGAAACUGUAGAGCAACACCAAGCGUUUAUUGAUUCCGGCACAGAUUUUGUCCAGUGGAUAAGAGCUGCAAAAGAGAGAUUAGGGAAGUGCUCCGAUGCGACGGGAGAUAAAGAGUCUCUGAGCAGCAAGAUUUCGCAACUGAAGGUAUUGGAAAGUGAAUUACCCGAAGGGCAAGCAAAACUGCAAAUAGCCUUAGAGCAAGGGGAGAUAUCCUGUGGACUCGCUGAUGAAGAAGACAGAGAAGACAUUGAAGAAGAAGUGGCUUUAUUGCAAGAAGAGUUCGAUACAUAUGUCGAGCAGCUAAACAGCACCAAGGCCCUGAUUGAAGGUGGUAUAGUUAAGUGGACGGAGUAUGAAGAGCAUUAUAAGGAAGCCCUGGAGUGGUUAUCGAAGACUGAAAAAUUAGUUCAAUCAUUUAAUAAACUUCAAAAUAAUCUCGAGCAAAAGAAAAUCGUUCUAGAGGAGUUCCAAGGUCAUUUACAAACUUUAUUCGACUGGCAAGCCGAGUUGGAUAAGCUUAACAUGCGAGCGCAGACCUUGUUGGAAACCUGCGCAGAUACGAGAAUAUCAAAUGGCAUCACUCAGCUAACUACGAAGUAUAACGCGAUACUAUCUUUAGCCAAAGAAGUCAUGAAGCGAUUGGAACUUCACUACCAGGAACACCAACAACACAACGCUCUCUACGGAGAAUGCCAAGACUGGCUCGACAGAACUCGAGAAAAACUAAACCAAUGCGCCGAAAUUCCCAACACCCUUCAAGAAGUUAACCACAAACUUAACACCGUAAAACUAUUACGCCAAUCCCUAGAACAAGGACAAAAUAAACUAAGAUAUUUACUAGAACUUAAGGAAAAAGUAAUAAUGAACACCGAACAAACGGGCGCAGCUAAAAUACAAGAAGAUACAGACAAUUUGAAACAGGAGUUUGAUAAACUAAUUGCGGACUUGCAAGAUGUUCGUAAUAAGCUAACAAACAGAGCUUCUCAAUUCGAUGAUAUUACCAAGGUACACAAAGUUCUAGUUGAAUGGUUGGAUGAUAUUGAUCAGAAAAUCCAAUCAGAUGAUUCUCUACUUAACGAUCUCUCCGAGAAAAAAGCUAAACUAGAGAAAUUCAAGACAUUUAGCAGGGACAUUUAUUCUCACAAAGAUCUGGUCAAUAAAUUGAACGAAAAAUUACAAGAAGAUGCCUCGUUAAAGACAAAAGAUUUUGAGGACACUCUUCAAAGAUAUGACGAUAUAAAGAAAACUGUUGACGACAUGAUUGCUAAACUUGAAGACUACGUCAAUUCACACAUUCAAUAUAAAGAAUCUUAUGAUAACUUCUAUGACUGGAUUCGAAACUGCAAAAUCGAGAUCCAACAGUCUGCCGAUUCUCACGGUGAAAAAGCAGAAGUACAGAAAAAACAGAAGAACGUGAAUAAAAUAAUUGGUUCUUUGCCUAAGGGCAAAGCCUUACUGGACAAAGCGGUGACUCUGAGCGAAGCUGUUCUUGAAACUACUGGAAAUGAAGGCAAAGAUAACAUUAACCAAGAUAUUAAGCAACUAAAAAUUGAAUGGGAAAACUUACAACAAAUUUGUAGAGAUACAAAGAAACUUCUAGAAAAAUGCCUGUCUACGUGGUCCGACUUCAUGGAAACAUCUGAGAAGAUGACGAAGUGGGUCAAAGAGUUUGAUUCAAAAUUAAAUGCUGUACAAAAAGUUGACAAAAUCACUCCAGAGUAUCUGGAAAAAUGUCGCGAUUUGUUAGCUCAAGCAUUAGCAAACAAACAUGUGUUAGAAGAACUUAAUGAUAGAUGUGAAAAUCUGAUGGAACUUAGUGCAUGCGCGUGGGUACGUGAUAAAACGGUUAAUUUACAAACUGAAUACACCUCUCUCUUAACGAAAAUACAAAGCUUAGUUUCCAAUGGAGAAAAAAAUCUGUCAGACCACACAGAGUUUAUCAAGGCUAAAGAAGAUUUGCAACAAUGGUUGGAGACAGCCCACGGCACUGUGCACGAUUCAAUCGGAGUAGGAGAUAUUGACACUACUAAAGACAAACUGGAGACUAUAAAACUUGUCAGCAAUAGAAUGACCGAGGGGCAUCACUUAUUAGUUGUUUUACAGGAAGCCUUUAAGAAAGCACUAAAUAACACUCCACCCGAAGAACAGGACGCACUCAGAAAUGACGUCAAAGUUCUACAAGAAAGCUGGGAUCAACUUAAGAUAGAUUUGAAUUCUAUAACAGCCCAACUUAAAGCAGCCAUUGGCAAAUGGGAGGAGUUUGAAGAAUCGAAAAAAAAAAUAAACCAAUGGAUUAAGGAUACAGAACAGAACUUAGACAAAGUUCCCCCGACAGGUGGAGAAUUGGGUGAAAUGAAGACACUUCUCGAGAAAUACAAACAUAUUGAAGAUGAAAUUGACAACAAAACGCCUGAAUUGCAACGUAUUAAAUGUGAGGCUAAUGAAUUGAGCAGUUGGGCCAGAAAGCCGGCUGUGAAAGAGGCGUUGGUGGAAAUAGAAAAGAAAUGCGCUGCUCUAAGAGAGAAAUGCGCUGCAAAGAAAACGGAACUAGAAUCUGAAAUCAAAGACUACAACCAUUAUCACCAAUCCUUACAAGACACAGAAAAGUGGUUACUGCAAAUAUCUUUCCAAUUGAUGGCACACAAUUCUCUUUACAUAUCGAACAGGGAACAGACUGAAGAACAAUUAGCUCAACAUGCGGUGCUGCUUGACGACAUCCAGAAGUAUCAAUCCACUUUGGAUGAUUUGGAAGCUCUGGGUCGUGAUCAAAUUGAGAGAUAUGAAGCGACAGCACCAUCCAUCAGAGACACUGUUGGAAAACAGUUGAAGAACGUAAACGACAGUCAUAAGAGCUUAUUGGCCACUGCUCUUCAGAUCGAAAGACGUCUGAGAGAGGGAUUGGCUAAAUUUAAGGAGUACGAAGAUACACUAGAAAGCAUUUUGAACAAUUUGGACGAAUGUGAACCUGCCAUCACGGAGUUAGAUGUGCCAGUGGAUGGAUUAGCUCACGGCCGAGAUUUGCUUGAAAAAGCCAGGGGACUUCAUAACCGUCUCCAAACGGAAAAAAGCCGUUUAUCAGCAGCAGUGGCGGCUUGCUCAGCUGCGGCAGCAUCGGUUUCACGUCCAUCCUCUCCGGCUGACAGUGCCCCACUGCCAAUCCCCCCGCGAGAGUUACACGUCAGAGCCCGACUGGAAGACCUCAUUGACCAGAAACAUGUAAGUGAAGUGGGCAGCGCCCGCGUCGAUGCUUUACUAAAGAAUGUCGAAGCACCCGAGUUCAACGAGAAAUUGGACACGUUAGAGAAUAGGGUACAAAGUCAUCUAGAAACUCUCCGAGAUGCGGUUCAAGAAAUGGAAGAGGCGAUGAAACAAGUUCUUGAGAUUCAAGAUUGGAUAAAUGUUCACAAAGCUUUAGCCAACGAUUGGCUCUCAAAUCCAUCAAAACUCCGCCCUGAAGCAGCUAAACAAGACAUGGCUGCGAUGAAUGAUGCUCUUGCAUCAUUGAUCGAGAAGAGGAAUCGAUUACUAACUGAAAUUCAAACUGAAGGCCUUGAAGAUGAAAUCAAUUUAGAAGAAGAGUUAGGUGAAUUGGAACAGACAAUUUUGAGAUCUAUUGAAAGGGAAAAGAACAACCAAGCCGUUAUUGAUGACUUCCGUCACAAAUGUCAGGAGAUCCACGAUUGGUUUGACGCUGUACUCAAGAAAAUGUGCUUGGCCGAUAAGGGCUCAGGUUUGCCGUGCCCACAAAAACUCAAUGCUUUAAAAGAACUUUCAUCACAGUUCGAUCAGGAUGGCAAAGAGAAAGUAGAGAACAUAAAGACAAUAGGAACCCAAGUUAUUAACAUUGUUAGUAAUUUGGAAUCUCAACAAGUAGAAGAACAGAUGAAAUCUGUCGAAAGAAGAUACAACGACAUUGGUAAACGUAUUCAACGUAAAUUACAAAUGCUCGAGAUAACUUACAAAGCUAUAGAUAGUACUAAGAGUGAAGUUGCUGCACAAAAUGAAUGGCUUCAAAAAGCUAUUGAUACUGUACAGCAUCCUGAACCGCUGGGCUUUGAAAGUAAGGCUGUAAAGGAACGUCAGAAAAAAAUGGCUAGUCUUCUUAAAGAGGCAGACAGUAAGAAGACAGCCAUAGACUCUCUUGAGAAAAAGGUCAGCAAUAUUCAAUCUGAAUUAGAACCGUCAGAGCAAAUGCAGUUAGAAUCGGAACUCGCUGAAUUAGCUUCUAAACAAAAGCAGCUAGCAUCUUUGAUUAAACAAGAAAUAGAACGACUGGGUGGGUGUAAUGAAAUCAGGAAAAAGUUAGAGAAUGAUUUGGAGAAAGCAAAGAAUUGGCUCAAAACGAAGCUAGCUGAAGUUAAGAAACUAGGCGGCUCCAUUCCUUUAGAAGCUGCUAAAAUUGUAAAAGAAGUAACAACUCACAAGAAGCACCAAACGGAGCUGGCUGAUUUCCAAAAUGAUACUUUAAGUGAAGUUAUCCGACAAGGCAACGCCGUAUCUAAAGACUGCUCGAAUGAAAGCAGAGCUAAACUUCAAGCGAUGUUAGAAGAUCUUAACAAAAUGUACACAACCGCCAAGGUGGACAUAGAUGAGAAGCUCGCAGCUUUAAAUAAAUUAUUGCAAAAUAGAAAUGAAUUUGAGGCUGACGUUGCGAAGAUUCAAAGCUGGUUGAAUGAAGCUGAAGUUGCGGCUACACCGGAACUGAGAACUACAAGCCUUCAAAUACUAGAGGAGCAAUUAGUUAAGUUUGAAAAACUUAGUAAAGAAGCUGACGACGUUGAAAAGAAUAUCAAUAAGAUAAAAAAUAAAUCCAAAGAUAUUAUGGAUUCUUUAUCUGACUCCAAUAAGCUACAACUUAAAGAACAAGUGAACAUCCUCUCUGAUAGAUUUGCUAGAAUUAAUGCUAUUAUUCAUGACAAAAAGAACAUUCUAUUAAAACACAUCAAGGAAUAUAAGGACGCUGCUGCUAAGAUUGCAGCAGCCCUUGAAUUCCUUAACGAGAUUCAAAACAAACUAAAAGUGUUGAACAAACCAAUAGGAAGUAAAGUGGAAGAUGUUCAACCAAUCAUUCAAGCAUAUGAAACUAUUCUAGACGACUUAAAGACAAACAAAGCUAUGCUAAAUGAGUUACAAGGAGGAAAUUUGCAUGAUUUACAGGACAUCCUUACUAAACAAGAUGAUUUGAUGAGUACAAUUGAAGACCAAAUAUCGAAACUCAAACAACUGUUAUUAUUGCGUGAGCAGUUCUUUGCACUUGUGAAGGAAAUUGAAGAAUUUAUUACUAAAUACACGGAAUUGACAUCCGAUAUAGAAAGAUCAAAUGACUCUCUAGAAGACAAGAUUAAACGAUAUGACGAUAUCAUUCUUAAAAUCCAAGGCUGUGAGGCAUUGUUAGCGACUGCAACUGAUAAAGGUCAACAAAUCGCCGCUGAAGGCACUGUAAUCGAUAGAAACAAUAUAACUGAAUUAUUGCAAUCCCUGAAGCAACAGUUGUUGACAUUGAGACGCACAGUUGAAUCUAAGAGGCAAGAACACGAAAGAGCUGCGGCAGAACACAAAAAACUUGCGGCAGACCUCUCAGAAAUAUUACAAUGGCUACACGACAAUGAAGCAGUCGUUCUUUCAAGACCACUACUAAAUAGAGACGUGGCCAGUGUCGACAAGAAACUGAUCGAACACGCUGCCUUGGCGAAGAUCGUGCAAUCUUAUUUAGAUAAAUCUACAAACAUCACAGAUGCUAUCAAAAAUGACGACGGUGUACCCGGAAGCCUACUGGAAAUGGUAUCUGAUGUCAACUCAUUGAAAGCGUCUCUUCCUUCCGAAUUGGCGAACCGUGAAAAGCAUCUUCAAGACAACAAGAAAUACAGACAGCAAUACAUACAAAUGGUCGAGAAAUUGAACAUUUGGGUAAAUGAAGCGAAUAUCCGUCUCGGGAUGGGUAAAAAUGGGACUGACUUUGAGAACAUCGAAGCUGAUUUAGAAGAGCACAAGUCCUUCUUCAAUACAUCGGAGCCAGAAAUGAAGGACUUGGUUGGCAAACGAAUGCAGGACAUAGUAGACAAAAUAUGGUCUUCUCUAACACCGUCUGAACAGGAAGAGCUAUCGAAAGAACACCAGAAGAAUACACAGCUUCUAAAGAAUACCUUGAAUUCGGCGAAGUCACGUCAAGCUCAAUUGGAGCAAGACUUGGAGAUAUGGAAGGACUUCUGCCAGCUCGUAGAGAAGAUUAGGGCAAUUCUGGAUAAGAAUGAGAUUCCUGAUGAAUAUGUGACUAGUGUGGACGCGUUGCGCCUGCACCUCGAGAAGCUGAACCACGCCAAGUCUGACUUAGAGAAUCAGCAGCCGCUCCUCGACGUAGUUCGGGAGCGUGCUCGCGAGUUGUCAAGCGGCGCAGACGCGGCAAGCGGUGAACGCGUCGAGCACCGCACGAGGGAACUCGCUGAAUGCUGGAAUAUCGCAUGCGAAGGCUUAGCCAAGCGUGCAGUUACCGCAGACACGCAACUCCACCGUUGGACCCAACUACUCGACACUCAAAGGAGUCUCUCGUCUGCCAUCACAGCUGCUAACGAUAGGCUUCGACAGUUAGACGCUAGUCCAAGUACGAGGAGACGCGCUGUGGACACAAGGCAUGCUCUGCAGGAGCUGCAGACCGAAGUAUUAAGCCUUGAAGAGAGUCGUGAUGACUUGUUGGAGCACGCGGAUUUCGUAGUAUCCCUAUUAACACCACAUUCGCAGCAGUUGGCUGAAGAAACGCGCGCUGGUGUACAAGAUCUUGCAGACGCCUAUGAGAAAUUGCGACAGACUCUUGCGGCGAGACUCGCGGAGAUAGACGAAAUCGUUUCUGAAUUCGAUCGCGUGUCCGAAAACAUUGAAAAAUUUCGCCAACAGAUCGAAGUUUACAUCGCCAAAGUCGGGACCUUCUACGUAUACGGGGAAGACGACGCGGACGGUGUCCGCGAUUUAGCAAAACAAGUUUCUGAUCUAGUUGACAAAACAAAGGGCUUCACCGAAGAUAGUAGGAAGCGAUACGGAGGCUCGGCGCCAGCUGACGUUGCGCAGGAAUUAUCUGCUUUAGAAUUAUCAGCAGAAGCAUUAGCCGCAGCCAUGGAGGAGAAGGAGAGGGAAUGGAAGAGAGCGAAGACGGCUCGCACCGAAUACGCAACAGACGUCGAAAGCGUCCAGGCGUGGGUCCGGGCGGCUGAGCUCACAGCCAAAGAGAGGACUCUACCCCCAGAAGCAUACAAAGAAAGAUUGGUAUCAACCAGAUCUGAAAUUCCUAAUAUUGCAGACCGCAUGGAAAGACUUAGCCGUAAUGCCCGUGCGGUUGUAGAAGGAAGCAGGGACGCUGCGGAACGCCAACUCAUUCAAUCCACAGUCACAGCGUUAUCUGAACAAUUCAGCGCUGUCUGUAGUGAAUUGGAAGCUCGACAGACUGCUGUCGAAGACGCUUGUGAUGCCGUGGCGAGAUUCCUGGCCUUGUUAGAGAAGGUCCUACUAUGGGUAGAAACACAACGUGCUUUCCUUGCGCGGCCACUUCCGUUGGCCGACUUGCAGGAGGCCCAGCAGAAACAGACUGAAUACGGGAACGCUCUUAAGAGUUGUAAGCAGCAAGCUAAAAAUUUGGCAGACAUGGCUAAAGAAAUCGAAGUUAUAGAACGCGUAACAAGUCCGGGAGAUUUACCUUCUAGAUUGGAGGCGGCCGAAAAUGCUACAGUCGAUGUCGAAAAGAAAUUAGCUAAGACUAAUGGACUGUUACAAGAAUUAGCAGAAGAAUGGGAAAGGUGUGAAAAGAAAUUAAAGGAUGUAGGCCACUGGGUAGAAGCUACCACGAGGACCUUAGAGGCUCCCCAAAGCACGAAGAAGCCACUUAGAGAUAGGCUUGCUCUGAGAGAGAAACUCAUUAACGACAUAUCAACACAGAAAACAAAGAUAUCUUAUGCCGUCGAGAAACUCAAUGUACACUUUGGCCCGGAAGGCGUGGCCUCGCAGAGUCAGUUCCCCGAAGGAGUUCAGAUUCUAGCACGUGACCUUUGCGAGUCUUUAGACUCCCUCGGUGCUAGAACAUCGGGCCAAGCUCAGCAGUUAGCGGCCGCACUCGCCCAAGUGGAAGCCUACUGCGCUGACAUUGUGCGCCUGCGCACUCAGCUGCUCGAUGCCGAACAGCGGCUGAGGCAUGCCGCUCAGCCCAACUACAGCCCUCGAGAUCCAGACACGAAACUCAGGCACCAACAGGAAUUCACCCGGCGUAUCGAAGAGCUGACUCGGUGCAUCUUCGAGUUGGACCCGUUCUACGUGGUGGAAGACGACCCGGCGGCCACUCUAGCGAUGCUCGUGUCUACUGCUGACCGAGCGCGCGCUAACCGCCGCCCACGCUCUCCCGAACGGCGAGAGGCCCGCAGUCCGUCCACGCCCGCCUGGCUGCUGCCCGGUACAACCUACGCCGAGAUAGUCAAGGGCCAAAACUCGCGCUCCAGUUCUAUUGACUCGAGACAGCAUAGCGCUCAGCGACUCACGCACAGAAUGCAUACUCCUGAAGCGACGGAAGUGGAAGUCAAGGAACCGGUCAUUAGAGAGAUGACGAUUGGUAGCGCGAGUCCUGAAAUACAGCAAAGUGAUAGUGUAGUGAGCAAGUCCUCACCAAAUAUGAGUGAAACAUGGGAUUACAGUGAAAUCCCCCAGUGUCGCAAUAGUGAGAGUGAAAUAUUCAGUGAAAACGUCUCCUAUGAUUCAGUUUCAAAGACACAAAAUUACACAUACGGCAGAAAUGACGAGGUGGAUGCGGGUUCCGCCAUCCAUCAAAAUCCAAUUACAUCAGUAGAAAGUCAUUCGAGUCAGAUACUUACUUUACCCCAAUUGGAACCUCCCGACAAUAGGGCUAGGUCAAUGAGUCCAGCGAAUAGAUAUAGAUCUCAAGAUCUGUCAUAUGCUGAAAUUUUAGCUCUCGGGCUCAAAAGGCAACCAAAAACGCAGGUUAUAAUGUCUUUACCUAAACCACAGGUAGCCCAAGUUGAAAUAGUAAAAGAAAUAAUCGUUGAAGUUGAGAAGGUUCCUCAACAACACGUUAUCGAUAAAAAAAUUGCGUCUAAAGGUACUACAAAAUACAGAUCUGAACGACCAGAUAGGCCAGAGCGGCCUUCACAACGAAGCCGCUCUAGAGAUAUGCCGCGUCAAAGAAGAGGACCUGAAAAACGACCGACCAAAAAUCAUGAUACACAAAUAUUAAAAAAGAAAAAGAUUACUAAAAAAGUUAUAGAAGUGGAAGAAUUUGAAGAAACACCUGAGGUUGUUUCUUCAGAACCGACAAAACCUGUUAUAAAUACACCAUUGCCAGAAGCACGAGAAGAUGAUCUUAUAUUGAAGUCCCCAUUAACAGUUACGGUAGAAACCAAAAAUGAUAAUGAUAUCGAUGAAUCGAAAUCAGAAUCUAUUGAACCUUCCCAUAAAAAACUAAAAAAGAAACAAAAAUCAAAACGAACUAAAGAUAGUGAUGAUGAGAUAGAAAAAGCUCUAAAAGAAAUUGAAAGAAAUUCAUCCAAACAAAGAAAAAAGAAACAAAAAAGUAUAAAUGAAAAACCAAAAAAAGAAAGCGACACUGCUAUAACAUGCAAUACAGAAUCUUUAGACUUGUCCGAGGAACUCGUAAAACGGGAACCCACAAGUCAAGUGAUAAGCAUAGAUUUUAUAACUGAUCCACAAGAAAUAAAACCACAAGCAGUUGAAGAUGUUUCUAUUCAUGUAUCUAUUGAUUCUGCAUGUAAGGAAACAGAUGAUUCUCUUAUUAAAGGUAAAAUUACAAAUACUGAUGAAAAAUGUAAAAAAAGAAAGAAAAGUAAAAAGAAUAAAGCUUCAUCGGAAUUAAACACUAAACAAUUGGAUGAUAAUGAACAAUCUAUUGAAAGUAACGUUGAAAGCAAAAGUCAAAUAAUUGACUUCAAAGAAAAUGUACAAGUACUGCAAGAAAACACAAUAUAUACACUGAAAGAAAAUAGUUCAUUAAAAGAAAAUUUAGUAACUCUGGAUUGGAAUGUUCUAAUGGAGGAAGAAGAAAAUGUUACAGAGUCUUCUAUUCCUCUCGAAGGAGAAAGCUAUCAAAUGAAAGAUAUAUCGGCACAAGUUGCUACCGAAGUAAAUAUUAUUCCAGAAAGCAAUGAAAUUUAUGAUUCAGAAAGUAUUUUACAAACAGACCUUUUUAUAGAACCACUUAGUCAAAAUAUUGUUGAACAAUAUGAAGAUGUACUAGACACAAACCGGGUACAAGAAGCUCAGUUCUCUGAACCAAGUACUUCCACGUUACCUAGUAUAAAUAAUGAAGCAUGUACAAUUGAUUUUAAUGUAGGUACAGAAAUAAUACAUCCACCACACAUGAUCUAUCAAUUAGAUGAAAAAGAAUCUCAACCAUCGUUACAAAGUAAAGAAGAACUUGAAAGAUAUUCAUCUAGUGACAUAAAAUAUAUUAAAACAAUCGUUGACGAAUGUACUUCUGAAAAUAUUAAGCCAAGUUUAAUAAUUCCAAGUAAAAGUGAGAAAAAUAACAACUACAAGUUUAUAGCAACUGAUCCUUUAAAAGAGAUUAAUGAUGUUUUGGAAACCGAUACUUGUAAACCACACGACGUCGAUACUCACACAAUUUAUCUAAUAACACACGAAGAAAAGAAGCUACCACCUAUCAGAACUGUCAAAGUGUUUACAAGUAAGGACGUUCCUACCGAUGAUGUAAAUGAAAAUCCCAAUAAUGAACCAUUGACUUCAAAUGUAACGGAUGAGUGUGUUGAAUCUGUAACUCGUAAUGAAGAAAUACAAUACGAGCAAACUACAUCCGAAACAAAAUCAUUUAAUAUAGUAAAUUACACUGAAACUGUAAAUGAAAACGCUGCAACAACUAUAAAUAAUGUCGCCAUCGAGAUACCUCGUCAAUUAGAAACUGAAAUUGACAAAACUGAAAUGUAUCCAUUAGAAGAAGUAAUAUUUGGAUCGGUUCAAGAUCGAAAUAAAUCCAAAGAAAAUACAGAAAUUCCCUACAAAGAGCUCAUCGACGAAGUCAAAACAUAUUCCAUAAAUUUGGACUAUGAGCAAUUAGACUAUAACUUUUAUGAGCUGAUAAAAGGCGAAAAAGAAAACGAAUUAUCUUCGACGACAAAGUUAUUACCUGUACUCGAUUUAACAUUAACAGAAUCCAAUUCUCAGGGAUCAAAUGAAAUAUCAGCGAUAUAUGAAAAGCCUAUCGAUAACUAUUACGAAAUUACAGAUUCUGAAAAACUAUUGGGCUGUAUUAAAAGUAUAGAUGAAAUGGAAAGUGUAAAAGUCGUUUCUCAUUUGGCAAAUUUAUCUAAAAGGGAUGACAUAGAAGAGAGAGAGACGUUACCUGAAUGUAAAACAAUGAUAAAAUCUUCUAAUUCGGAGGACGAAAAUUUGACAAACAAUUUAGAAAACACAAUCUUAUUAAAUAAGCUCAUAAUAAAUAUGAAAUCUGAGUUACCACGGCAACAUUAUUAUGAACUUCGUGAUGCUGAGAAAAUGUUGGGGGUCAUAAAUUAUAAUAAAAUAUUGUAUAUUGAUCUAAAUAAAGAUGACAAGAAUGAAGUCAUAAUUCAAGACACAGACAUAAAAAACAAAACGAUACAACAUAAUAUUUCUGUUGUUGAGGAUAGUGCGGACGAUGUAUGUAAAAAAUUAAAAUGUGAAUAUGAACAAGUAGCAAACAGUUAUCAAGAAAUUAAAAAGGCUGAAGAAGUUUUGGCAAUAAGUAAUUCAAGAGCAGCAAGUGAGGAACCUGCAAAUAUAAUAGAUAAUAGCCAAGGAAUUAAUAUGGUAUUACAAAAGGAUAACAUUAGUAUUGAUCCAAACAAAGAGAAACAUAAACAUUAUUCUUCACAUUUACUUGAAGUUCCGUAUUAUUCGUACACUGACAUUAGAGAUGCAGAAAUUUUACUUGCUAGUAUAACCACUAUUGUCCCCCGGGAACCACUAAAAGAAGCACUGAAAAAUGAAAGUGAUUUGGAUAUUACUUACAUUAAAACUGAAGAAAGUUCUAUAAAUGACUUAGAUGUCCAGAUAGCCCUUGAAGCAACAUUUGUGAACAAUUCCUUAAUCAUGGAAAAACCACGAUUCAACUAUCAAGAAAUUCAAAGCGCUGAAAUGAAAUAUGCCAAUAUAUGUGUCCAAAAUGCCAAAUUGUGUCAAAAUAGUGAACUUACUUUGCCUGUUUUUGAAUCUAGUUCUAUUAAUGUAAACGACCUGAAAGGCGAAGUAUACCUCGAAGUAUCUAAGGGUGAUGAUUUAGAAGAAAGCAAUGAUAAUUAUGUUAUUAAUGUUAAUUCAACUCUUACGAAGGAGCCAUUAAAUAGUGAAACUAAAAAUUCUGUGGACGAGAUUAUUACUCAUGAGUUUGACUUAAACUCUACUUUAAAUAAAAAAGAAGUAAAAGAAAAUUCAGCUGACCUUGCAACAUGUAUAAUAGAUAAUAUUAGUCCGGAGGAUGAAAUUCCCAUAUUAAAUAUUGUAUGCGAAAAAAUAGGAAAUAUCGAGCAGACAUCUGUCAUAGAGCUUAACGACGAAGUUAAUGUAGUUAACGAUGAGGAUGAUUUUGUUAUUGUUGAUAUGACCAACGAUAUCUAUGAAAAUAUCGAUCAGGUGGAAAAAAAAGCAUCCGCCGAAGUAGACAGACAGGAUAGCCAGGCGUUACAUUUAAUUGAUUAUUCUGUACCGCCUAUAAGGGAUACAAAUAAAAACGCUAAACAAAUACCUACAAAUAUAUGUUAUACAACCGACAAAGAAAAACCAGAAAAAAUCGGAGAAAUUUGCAACAUAGAUGUUUCAAAUAAAUCUGUAUGCACUGAAAAUAAAGCAUCAUCAGAUACAGAGCCUGAGUUUGAAAUAAUUACAACUCCUAUUUCUGAUAUUCAGGACCUUGAAAUUAUUGAGCCCAUUUCUAUCUCGGCAGAUGAUCACUUAAUUAUUCACACAAUACAAUCGACUGAUUCCCAUCAGCCUGAUUUUAAUGAUACGCCAGGUCUCUUUGAUACGGAGAAAGAAAGUACGGAUUUAGAUAUAAUCAAUAUUGAUAAAAACAAUUACGAAAUCGUUACUAAAGACAUAAAAGUUGACAAUCGGGUUGAAAAAUCACCCAUACAUAGCUUGCAUGAACUUUUGCCAGAGAUAGAUUCUAUUCCAGAAUUUAAACCUACAUAUCCUAACACAUUCUUUUCUAACUUAUCCGCUGACGCGCCCGAGUUUACCCCAUCUUAUAUGAUCCAAAGUCUCCCUACUGACACUGUUCUUAAUGCUUUGGAAAACCCAGAUUCUGACACUGAACUGAAGCGCAAAAAUUUGGAUUCAAAAUCGUACUCUGCUGCUGCUGCUUUCAUCACAUUGGAAAGCAAAAACUUAGAAGACACAGUCCUACAACAAAAACUUGAAUAUAUAGAGAGGGUGUCACCUGCCAUAAAUGCUGAAAAAAAUCCUGAUAGUGAUCAGUUUAAAAAUCGAGAAAUUAAAAACACGUCCAUUUCACCUCAAGCUAAUACAGACACGGAAAAUGUAUGGGUUAAAAUGUUAGAUGACAGUAAAUCUUAUGCAGAAAUUGUGGCGGAAGGACUUACAAUAAAUGAACAAAAGGCAGAAUGCCAAGAACCUAAAAUCUUUGAAGAAUCCGCUUCCACAAGUUUUGUAAGAGAAAAAACUUUACAAGAUUUAACAACCGAAAAUACAAAAGCAGAGGUUGGUAGCUCAUGGGCUAAGAUAGCAGCUACAAAAUCGCCGUUGAAUUUUAAUAAGAAUACAUUUGAACAAACAAUGCCGGUUCCAGCUGCUAUCCACAAUAAAACACCAGUUAUUUUAGUUGAUGAAUCUGAUGUAGAUCAUCAUAAAAUACCAAAGGAAAUAGAUUCUGAAGGAUUUAUCACUGUUGAAAGAAGUAGACAUUCUCGAUCAAGAUCUAGGGAAGUUCAAUCGACCUCUUCUCUAUAUAGAGGUAUAAUUAUUUCGCAGCGGGAUAAAUCGGAAAACAGAUUUGACGCUCUUUUAGACACACUGAGGUCUGAAGAAGUGGAACAAUUGCAAAAAGCUAAUUCUGAAGACGAACAAGAAAAUCAACCAAAGCUAAGAAAAAGUCGGUCCCCGAAAUCCAGAGACAAGUCAGAGAUAUUAAAAUAUGAAGACAAUUUAUACUCAACAAAGUUAAAAGAAGUCGUGCCUCAACAAGUGGAACCUAUUCAAAAUGAACCAGAUGAAACAGAAAAUAAGAAAAAGUCGAAGAAGAAGAAGAAAAACAAAAAAUCUAACAACAAAUUAACAGAUUCAUCCCAAGAAGCAAAGGCUACUGAAGAAGUCUUCCUUGAAACAUUAAGCGAAGAGAAACAAAUUAAUAAAAGUGAUCUACUAGAAUCAAAUAUAUCUACACCGGAAUCUAUACGUACCCCUGUAAAAGAUCGUGUAUAUUCCGAUGCUCAAUAUUGGAAAGUCGACGCAAGUGACUUUACUGAGUUAAGCAGUCUAUCUGAAACUAUAGCAAUAGAGUUAAGUCCAGAACACGAAUUACAAUUAAAAACUAGAGCAACAGUCCAAUCCGAAUCAUGCUUAACUGAAUCAAAUGAAAAAGUAAAUACACCCGAUCCACUUAACUCUCUGAAUUCAGACAAUAACACAAUACACGCUAACCUAUCGGAGGAGCAAUCUCUUGAAAGCAAAAUGGCAGAUCUACAAAGGGAAAUUGAGGAGAUGCUUUUGCCAGAAAAUGAUAAUUCAAUGAUCAGCGAUGUUACGCCAAAAGAAUUAGCAGAUACAAAUGAAUCUCUUGAUGAACAAGACGAAAUUACUGAAAAUAUGUCUCCUUCGCUGGCAUCACCAGAACCUGAAGAUUAUCAACAAAUUCCUGCUGACGAAGGUAUAAUGCGAGAGACAAAAAUCGCUUUUAAAGAAGCACUUCCAACUACUGUUACGACUACCGCUUUGGAAACAAAUAAGCAGAAUGAAGACAUAUUUAAGAAACAAGAAGUGGCACUUAAAAUAGAAGAACUAGCAGAACUUGAAUCCAAUAUUAAUUUAGAACAUGAGAAAAGCAGUACAAAAUCCUUAUAUUCUAAUAGUGACUCUAUUACUAACAAUAAACUACAAAAUAAUUAUAACUUAAAAACGGAUAAUUUCUGGGUAGAAAAAUCAUUUAUUGAUGAUGCGGAAAAACUCAUGCUAGCUUCACCUGUCAAUAAGCCGGAAAGUAGUCUAGUUAAAAUAGAUAUCAAACCGGAAAUUGUUAAGGUAGAAGAAAAUCUUAUCAACGACAGUUCAUUUUGGCCUGAAAAGUAUUUGUACCAUGACGCUGAGUGUCACUAUUUCCUACAGAGGGAAAUAAAAACUAAAGUCAACAAUACUAAUAUCCAUAUUGAAGCAAACGACGAGAAUGAUAAGGAUCGCGAUCCCGGUAGCGGUUCCGGUCGUUCUUCUGAUUUGGACGAGAAGGAUUCGCAUGGAUCGUGUGGGUCUCCUUCCGAUUCCAACUACAUAUCCAUGGACUUGCCCGGUGGAAUUUGUAGUUGGAAAGAUCAAACGUCAUAUCUUAGCAUUGAAACGCCCACAGAUUCCUUAUUGGAGUCAGUGAGUGAAAUAUCUCGCGUAGGUUUCGAUAUGUCAGAGGAUUCACUAACAACCCCUACCCUUGAACCAGUCGCCCUACCCGACCCCCUACAGGAGCCGUCGGCCGCAGUGGGAUCCCGGACUACCAAGGAUGAGUUGUCUUACGAUAUUGAAACAUUGCUCGAAGAGGUGAAGAUAGUUCAGGCUAAUUUAUCAGAUCUACCAAAUGAAAGUCUCGAGGCGAUGGAACGUGGACUCGAGGAGGGCAUAUCAAUUCUAGUCAAGUGUGGAGAAGCAGCCGAUAUGUUAGAGCAAAACGUUAUAAAAUACCGUCAAGAGCCCGAAGUACAGAACCUGAUGAAGGAUCUCGUUGCGAUGAAAUCUAGAAUUGCUAAGUUGUUGAUUCAAGCCCGGCAGGGAUUGGCCACCAUCCAGGUAAGAAAGGAAGCGAAAAAAGAAAUUGAAAGACAAACACAGGACAUUGAAGAACACAAAGCAAAAGUUUGUAAAUUAGAUCAUUGGCUCGAAACGAUUAAUACUGAGCUUAAAGAAUCUACACAACAAGGCGAUAUCCUUACUGAAGAUAAUAUUUUAAGAUAUAUUGAAAUAUAUGAACGUUAUAUAAGAGAAUAUGAAGAAUAUGAAAUUAUAUUGAAAUCCAUUUCGAUUUCAGUAUCUGACAAUUCUAGUCAAAUUAGGGAAAAGGUUACUUUAACUAAAAAAACAUUAGAAGAAACCAAACAUCUAGUCAUUAAUGAGAUAGAAAGGCUAAGAGAAAUAUUGUUACAAAUAAGAAGCGCACCAGAGGUGAUUGAGGAAGAUAUAUCGCAAACGGAUAGAACAAUUGAUUCGACAUCGAUGCCUGAAGAAAUUGUAUCACCUCGUGAUACUAAUGUGAUCAAAUCGGAAAGGCAACCUUAUGUAGAGGAACCUUUUAUGCAUGAAAGUAAUAUCACGCAAGUUUCAACAGAAGUAAAGGAACCAUUCGAAACUAAAGUAAAGAUAACAACUGAAACGAUAGAAACUCAAACUGGAAAGAGUUUAAUGUCCGAUGAACCCUCUGUCACUGACAAGUCUAUAUUAUGUCAACCUGAUCCAAUAUCUACACAUGAUGUGUCCAUAACGUGUGCACCACCGAAAGAAAUUGAAGUGCAGACAAGUGAACCCUCCUCGGAAGAAAAAGAAAUGUUAGAAAAUAUAGAAAUUAAGAAGACCAUCUCAGAUGGACAUGAAACAAUUGAAAUUCAAAGUAAGCCUAUUAUACGUGACUUUAUGAACGAUGAAAGAUCUCUUGUGAUAGGUGCCAACUACAAUGAUUCUGAUGUCGAUAAAAAUUCUACACUUAAUAUAACACACAGCUUGCCACAAUCAUUUGAAACUAUAAUGGUGGAACCUGACGAAACCACGACAGAAGUAGUUGUAGACGCAGAUGGCACUAAAAGAAUAAUUGUCAGGAAGGUACGAAAAACACUUGUUACUAGGCAGCAAGUAGUACACUCUCAACAGCAAAAACAACAAUUAUACUUAGAUGAGGAAAUACCACGAGAUCAAACUUUCAGUCAAAUAACUGUAGCAGGUGAUACAGGUUCUACUUCUAGUAUAUUAGAAGGUGGAGUUACUCAAAAUAUACAAUAUAAAACAUAUACUGGCGAAAUUCUUUCUAGUAUCCCUAGUGGAGAAGUUACUGUUCAAGAAUUUACAUCUAAACCUGAUAUAGUAAUUGCUUUAGAGAAAGGUAUGGGACCAGAAGAAAUCCUCCAAAUUGCGGAAGGUGAAAUAAAGCCACAUAUAGAAACGUCUUCCUCAAGUGUAACUGCUAUUGUUCAACAAGUUACCAAGAGGAUAGUUAAAACAAGGAGACGUAUAAUUAGAAAGGUAGUUAUAAUUGAUGGCAAAGAACAUAUUUCUGAAGAAGUCAUAGAAGAACCUGAAAAUGUGGAAAUUUCAGAAGAACAGAUUCCAAGAAUAUCAAUUAAUGUAAAAGAUUUUGGUUUAGAUAGGCAAUUUACGGAAGCAGACAAUAACGGGGAUGACGAUGGUAAAAAACCUGUCCAGAAGGAUGAUAUUGACGAAGAUUUUCCAAAAACGCCAGAAACGACCAAAAGGUCUGAAAGUAACGAACAAGAUAAAAAUAUCCAAAAGGAAGAUACAGAGUUAAAGAGCGUUGUUGAAGAGUUUAUAAAAAAUGAAGGCAAAGUCGACCAUAAAGAUUUACCUGGUUAUAUUCUCGUGGAUUCUAAAUCAGGUAACGCUGAAAUUCAAACUACCAUCAAAAAGGAAUCAGAGGAGCUUGACCCACAAGAAUACAUAGGACUUAAAGAUUCCACAAUAGAAUCAUCUACGACAAACGUUUCCUCGGUUAUUCAAAGGGUUACAAGAAAAAUAACAAGAACGAAAAAACGUAUUAUAAAACAUAUAAAAAUAAUCGACGGUAAGGAGCAUGUAACCGAAGAAGUUAUAGAAGAACCAGAAGAUAUUGAAAUAAUCGAAGAACCAAAAUUAAGUCAUACCUUGCAAGAGCAAAACACUCGAACAAAAUGCAUAAGAAUAAUAAAACAAGUACAAAUAAUUGAUGGCAAAGAACAUAUCACUGAACAAGUUAUAGAAGAUUCAGGUGAUGAAUAUGAACCACCCUUAACGAUUUCAACUGACGAUCGUAUUCACCCAUUAGAAACUGAUCAUUACGUUGUAACUCUACCUCCUGAAGAAAUCUAUGAUCAAAAUAAAGCUACAAGCAAUAACCUAAUAUCUGAUAUUUGUGGAACUACAGAAGAAGUUGUGCCUGAUGUAGAAAAAUCAUUUGAAACACUGCUCGCAAUCCAAGAAGGUCAAAACCAACAGAUACAACUGGAGUCAAAGUCAGAAACUAAAAAAACUGGCGUGGAAUUGACUAAAUCCUUAAUUGACAGUGAGAUUAGUGAUUCAAAAAGGAGUAACACAAUGGGAGAGGCUUUAAAAUUUUCAAGUGAGAAAGAUACUAUAUAUCACAAUCCUAGUGAAAUGACUACAGAAAGUAUAAUUAUGACAGAAUGCUUAGGUAAGAAGAAAGAAGAAAUACACGAUAUUACACGAGACGAAUCUUUAGACAAGCCUGACUUGGACACAGAUAAAUCUCAAGCGAAUAAAAAACCACUAAUUUCUGAGGAAACAAUUCUUCGAAGCGUGGAGAUAGGACGGGACGUGCAACUACUUUCAGAAAGUGAUUCAAAUAAAGAGUACGCUAAGCAGGAUCCCAAUCUCGACAUAACCAACCUAGAAGACAAUGCCAGUAUUGUCAGUGAAAAAUCAAUUUACUUUACAGGUGCACCAUCUGAUAUAAAACAAUCACCUAUUGGUAUUUCCCGUACAAUAGUUAUAAAGCGUAUCCAAAUAAUUGAUGGCAAGGAACAUGUUACCGAAGAAGUUGUCAACGAACCAGAAACGGAAGAAUUCGAAACAAUAGCAGAAAAUCAAUCGUUUACACAAGUUUUACAACAGCAAGGGUUAGAAACUAAUCGAAUAAAAAUAAUACGUCAAAUAAGAGUUAUUGAUGGUAAAGAACACAUAACUGAACAAGUUUUCGAUGAACCUGGCGGUACAUUUAUUCCAGACUCAACAAUUACUGCUGAAAUUGGUAUUUCUUUAACGAAACCAAACUCGCAAAAAGUUAGUUAUAAAACCCCAUAUACAGGUGAUUUUGUAGAAAGAUCAGUAAAAGAUACACCGAGUUCGCUUAAUGUUAUUGAUGAAUCGAAUAAAUUCAUAACUUAUGAAAAAUUUCAUUCCGAUAAAGAAAAAACCACAAAUAUUGAUAACCUUGCAACAGAAUAUUCUGUGACAAGAAAUGCACCCGAAAGUGCGAAGGAUAAGAAAGAUGAACCAUCUCAAGAUAUUGAAUCAAGUUUUAAAAAUAAGGAGGUUAAAAAACACCAUGAUGUUGAAAAAGUAAACUAUUCAGAAGAAAAUAUAACACCGAGCCAAAAUCAAACUGAAAAAAUGGAAGAUUUUGUUGUAGAAACCGCUGUUGAAAAUAACGAUAUCAAAAAUGCUUCAAAUCGACAAAUGUCUGAAGCUGAUGACUUAGAAUCUGAGAAAAACGCUGAAGGGCCUCAGUGCAUUACUGAAGACAGAGUAGAAAACAUUGAUCUGGAUUCUGCGAAUCGAACAAUGGAAACUGUGAUGACAUCUUAUCUUGAUGUUAGGGAAGAAAAUAAAGAAAAAGAUAUAAUAGAACCUUGCAUUCAUUCUACAAAAGAAGAUUUUUCAGAAGUUUCUAAAGUGACCAAUAAAGAUAAAUUAGAAUCACAAACGCAUAUCGAAGAUAAAGAUUCAACUAUGCUUGAACAGAAACUAGAACAUUUCAUCGAUUCCACAUAUAUCUGUAAUCCUCCUGUGAGUACAUCUCCAAGUGUGAUACAGGAUGUUAAUACUUUUAUAGACGCAGAACGUCAGAACUUUAGCCAAUGUUUGAACCUGGGAGGAGGUAUCGACUUUAUUGAAAAACUUACACAAACAGGAGACUUACAUGCUGUACCAAAAAAGUCUUAUGAAAAAGUAGAUAUCACAAUGAAAAUAAUCAAGUCAGACGAGCAAUCAGACUUUAAACCACAACUUGUAUUAGAUAUGUCUGUUGAGAAAUUUGAUUCUACUUCGCAACUAGUAAAAAAAGAUAUUGCUAUUAAUCUUCCAGUUGAUGUAAAAAUUACCGAAGACGUAAAAGACAAAUCCAACGUUUCAGAACUAAUUUCUGAAGCAAUACACGUAGAUUUUCUUAAACCAGAUAAAAAGAGAAAGAGAAAGCACAAGCAUAAAAAGAAUAGUGAAAGUGAUUCCGUAAGUGCUGAAUCGCCAAUCAAAACACCCCAGAAAAGUUUGGACGAAACUGACAGUUCUUCUUUAAGUCAUUACGUAGAAUUGCCAGCUUCGACGCCAAUAGAAUCACCGAAACCAACAAGAUCCGUUCUCGAACAGCCCACUCUUUCAGACUCUUUUAUUGACAGUGAAAAUGUGAAAUCAGUUGAUGAACAAGAUUAUGAGCCCGACGGUGAAUCAGGAGAACCAGCUUUAUCAGAAAAGAAAAAGAAACUGAGGAAACGUAAGUCCCGAAAAAGUAGUGAAGAAACUUUGUAUCCUAUAGAAACACCACCAGAUGAGGCGUCAAUAUUGUCUUCACAUGAAGAUAAAGUAAAAGAUAUUGUUGAGAAGACUGGAAUAAAAUCCCCAGACGUUUCAAUGGAACCUGAGAAGAUACCACAUUCCAUUUCCGCCCAAGAAAUAACCACUACCUCGCCUAAAGAAGAGUCAUAUCACACAAUGAGUGAAACAUCUGACAUAAGUACUGUAAAAAUAGUUGAAGAAUGUAUUGCAAAGAGUCCAGAUUCAAUCAAAGACGAGAUAACAACUACGAUUACCUACCCCGUAUCAGUCGUAGAGGAAAUUCCUACUCAAGAUUACUCCAUCCAAACAUCACCAGAAUUAAGCGAACCAAAAUCUGAACCAGAUAUGAGUUGCCAACCGGCAACUGUUGACUCUAUACUGCAAACCUCGCCCACCCAUCUUACAGAUGUGGUUAUUCAGACUAUGCCCAAGGAUGACAAAGAAGUUCAUACUCAAACUAAUGAUAAUGUCGAAUGUAUUGAAAAAGUAGAGGCACUUGAUAGGUCUGUUCAAACAAGUAGAACAGAAAGCCCCGAACAAAGUGUUCUAUUAGAAGCUACGACCCAAGUAUUUGCCAGCGAUUUAUCUCUGCCCGAUCACAAAUCGUCUCAAACAACACCCUCAAUCGAGACAGUACAAGUGCCUGAAAUGGUAUUAGAUUCGAAAGAAAUACAAACUUCACCCAUCCUUAAAAUAGAGUACGAUGACAAGGCCACAGAAAUAUCAAUUGAGACGAUAGACUCAACAAUACAAACUGUUUUACAAGAAAAUAUCGACCAAGAAACAAACACAACACCUGAAGAAGCGUUACAUCUUUCAGAUAUGAGUAUUCAAACUACAUCUAUACCUAUGACGAGUGCGUUUACACAAUCCGAAGAAGUUUCAAAAGACAUGGAAGUUCCCAGUGUAUGUUUAGAAGAAAAAUCUACAUCAUAUGAUAAAGUCGACAUUACAGAGUCGUCACAACAAACAUCACCAAGGAUGAUGAAGAAUUUAGAAACUACGAAGAUUGCAACAACUACUGUAGACACGAUGCAACAAACCUCGCCACGCGAACAACAAUUAAAUGGUGAUGACGUGAAAAAAGUAUGUCUAGAAAAAAAUGUAACUGCAGAAUCAGCACAACAAACAACUCCAAGAGAAGACGCUGAAAAGUGUCCUGAAAAAGAAAUCGAUAAAUCUUUAAUAACCGUAGAUAGUAUUCAACAAACAUCACCUAGAAGUUACAUAGAUGAUUCUAUUUCAACAUCCAAUGAUGAGCCUUACGAAGUGCAUUUAAGAGCACAAAUCUCAAUACCUCAAGCAACUAAUGAUUUCUUAGACAGUGAACGUCAAAUGGUUGAUUUUCCACAUACUAUUUUGGGCGAUAAGCAUAAACAGAAAAAAAGAAAAUCAAAAAGAAAAACAGAAUCACCACUAAAGUCUCCUGAAAGUUUAUCAGACCCGAUUAAUGCCGAGUUAUCGUUGUCGGUGACACCUACGAGCGAUGAAUUUUCUAGCAAAGACAGUUAUUCCAUAGAUGAAGGUAUUUACCAAUAUCCAACUACUGAUUUGCCUACAAACAAGGUAACCGUAGUGACAAACAGUAGGCCUACUUAUUCCGAUAUUGUGCAAAGAUCUAAAUCGAAAUCGCCGUCUCCUAGCAAAACUUUAGUAACACCUAAAUCUGAAAAAGCUAUAUUACUAAAUUGUCUUGAAAAACGUACUCAGACUACCUAUGACCCCCAAAGAAUGUCGGAUAAUUGUAUGACAGUGGCUUUAAUAGAACCCUCUGUAGAAAAAUCGUACGAUUUUGUUGUUAGUUCUAAGUUAAAGGAAGUUAAAAAUGCAAUUGAGAACAAAGAUCCUAACAAGGUAGAGAAAACUGUCAUAGUUGUAAUUGAAACAAUAUCUAUUUGGCUGGAAGAAAUUCAAUACAAAAUACAUGCUGCUAUUUCAUCGGGUAAAAAGGUACCUGAGGAAACUCAACGGAUUAAGGAUUUGGAACAACAUGUCCAACAUCUUAAGGAGAUUGUUUAUGUCACUGAAGUCCACGAAGAAAUUGUUACCUUAAUUGAAACUUUGACCCGUCAAAUGAACGCUGUUAGUCAUCUAAGUAACGAAAGCGUUUCAAAAGUAAGGGAUAGUGAAGACGAAUGGCGUAAAUUCUUUGAUGAAAUCGAUAAUUUAGCCCAUUCUGUCGAUAGAAUGAAAACCACAUUAGAAGAUCUGAUAACUUUGGAAGGUCCAUCAUCACAAAAACUCGAAGAACUCGAUAAAAUUGAAAAUGACAAUAGUGACAACUCUGGUCAUGUGAAAAGAUUGUUUAAGAUUUAUCGAAGUAUAGCUGAAAAUAAUUCAAAAAGGGAGUGUCCGUCUAAACUAUACUUAUGUGACGAAGACACAAGACAAAUUGAAAAUGCUAUUCAUGUAGAACGCGAUCGCCUUUUGCAAUUAACAUCAUUAGCUGAAGAAUACGAACAAACUCUUCAAGAUUUUGGACAGAUAACUGACGUGGCCGAGGCGUUACUUGACGGUAAAAUUAUCGUUUCAAACUUGGACCACCUUCACGAGGAAAUACAGAAACAUAGGAAGUUCUUUGUUAAUCUAAGCCACUGUCGGGCAAUACUAGAAUCUUUAGAGGAUAACUUGGAUAACGAGACCAGAGCUAAGUAUGCUUCAUUGCACCAUUCUCUUCACGAUAGAGCAACUGCUAUUAUAGACCGAGCCGCAGGUCGAGCUCAGCAAAUGACAAUGGCGGCUUCGAGAUGGAGUAUGUUAGACCAAGGUAUGAAGGAAGAACUGCAAUGGCUUCGGGUAGCCGAACAACGCAUUCCAGACCUUACUAAUGUUACCUCUAUGGACCACGAGCAAUACAUUAAUCUUUACCAAUCCCUUAGCCUCGACGUUUCCCAUCAUUAUGCGAAAAUUUUACGACUAUUGUCUGUAACGGAGGGUUUGCAAAAUCUCAUCGUUUGUCCGGGACUAGAGUCUACGUGUUCUAUGGCUCUUGAAACAUUAUUGAAACAUCAAGAAAACAUCGACGUUUCCUUAGUAAGACUCACAGAUUUCAAAGAAAAUUGGUUUACUUAUGACCACUUAAUAAACAGAAUAGAAAGCUGGAUUCAACUAGCUGAUAGGGAAAUGGAACAUAUAACUCCAGAAAACAUAACGACCACCGGUAACUUAAGACGAUUCUGGGAGUUAAAAGCUCAGCACGAAGUGCACAAUAAUUUGAAGACUGAAUGCGGAAUUCAAUUCGAAAAGGCAUUUGAAAUCCUACCAAUAUCAGAUGAAAUGGUUCAGCGUCAAUUUUUCUUGAAGAUCGAAGAUAAAUGGCGAGAUUUAUCAGAUAGAAUUGGCAAUCUUCACGCUUCCGCCAUUCAAAAUAUAUCCGACCGAGGUGUGACUUCUGGUGAGAAAUUGAAUUUACUCGAAGACGAGCUAAGAGAAUUACGAGGUUCAUUGGAAGGUCUCAAAGGGGUAAUUAAAAGCGAAGACGAACUGAACCUAUACAUCGAAAGGCUGCAAGUGAUGACCAGCCGCAUCGAUCGGAUACAAAACGAACUUGGAAGAUUAAGUUUACUUCCGACCGCUGAAUCAGAUCGCCUAGGCGCCCUCUUGACACAGUCUGGCAUAUUAGACGACCAAAUUGCCGAAGAACUCGAAAGAAGCAUGUUGCUGAAAGAGAAGAUUGUUCAAGUGCAGGCUGGUAUUGGGCGCGUGCAAAAGGGCCAACGUCGCGCGCGUCUGACUCUGGAAGAAUGUGAAACGGCUGAACGCUUGGGGAGUGAUGUCGUUGAGAGAGCCUCACAAAAUUGUGACCGGCUCUUGCAAGACUUGGGGGCCCAAUGGAAGGAAAUUCUGGCGUUGAGACAAGCUCUGCAUACAUUACCCAUAAGUCUACGUAUUUGCGUGUCGCCCACCAGCAUCGAGAGAGACAUUUCUGCUUUACAGGAGACCCAUGCCGAGUUGGAAGCAGCGUGCAACGAUCUCUGCGUCCGUCUAAGAGGCAAACUCCAACUUUGGAGGCGAUUCGAAAGACAGCUGGAAUCGGUCCAAGGCGCUGUAAGAGAAGCUGACUAUAUGGUUGAGCUGCUGACUGUACAAGGACAAGUCGACUAUGAUCGUCUACUUAAAGCCACCGAGAGAUUGGAGACGCUAAGCGACUCCCUCUCGCGUCGUAGUGGUGAAUUGGUGGGUGAAUUACGCGAAACAGCCGCCCCAUUGGAGGCCAGUACAGAGCCAAGCGUCGCGGCCAAGUUGCGCCGGCAAUUGGACGACGCAGCCACGGCUUAUGAGCACACUUGCGCUAAUCUAACACAGUUGUGUGACAAAUAUCACAAGGCAGUAGACCUCUGGAGCAGAUACAAAGAAGCAGCUGCUGCAGUGAGAGCUUUCGCCGAGUCCCAGGAAGGUAGGCUCCACGCGCUCAGACCUGAUGAUGCACCGGCUACCGCUAAUGCAUGUCUAGAACAAGAAGCCCGCGUGGCAGAACUGCGGUCUCUUGCAGCCAGGGUGGCCGCAGAGACAGGUUCCCGCGCGUUACAGGCUGACGCAGAUGCAUUGGCUAGACGACUACAACUCGUUGCCGGUGCUGUACAGGCCCUUGCUGACUUAGGAGAGGCCAGACAAAUCGCCAGAGCGAAGGCCCAACACGCCAAAGAGAUGUUCUGUGAUAUGAGACAAGAUCUAACUCCAGUUCACGAGGAUGGUGAAAUCGUUGAAGAUAAACUAAUCGCGCUACGAGAUAACCUAAUCGCACUCGGAAAGAGUGAGGCAGAUAUUGCUCCCGCUAAAGCAGAGUUACCGGAGAUAGACCGCGAUGUAUCUGAGGAACAUUCAAUUGUUAGGAUUUUGGAGUUAUGGCAGGCGAUGUUUAGAGAUACUUUCCUGCAUUAUCACAGGCUUUCCACUGCGUUAGUAAGAUCUGGAGACGCUGCUACAGCAUUUAAACUAUGGCACGAAUACUUAUUGGAUCUACAAUCGUUCCUCUCUAGUACAGUUCCCACCGAUUACGAAAAUCUAACUGAACAUCGUCGACUAUGCAGAGUUCACAGAAACUUGUUGGCAUCGCAAAGAUCUGUCUUAAUUAAUGAAAACAGAGAUACGAACAAUCGAGACUUGGCCGAUAAAUUUGAUACGCUCACGAACCUUCACAAUGAAACACUUGCAAGAAUUGUCGAAAGACACGAUGAAGUCAGUACAAGAAUUGCCGCCUGGGAUGACUACAGAGAAAUCUACACCGAAUUACUGAAAUGGCUUAAAGAACUCGAAAGAGAAAAAGAAAAAUUACAACUAAGAUAUGUACAUAUAAAGAGAAUAAAUAAGACGCUAACACAGGUACAAAAUCUCGCAGACAAACUUCCAGAAGGACGAAAGUUUUCUGAAAAACUUUCCAGUAACCUUAAGAAGGUUCUAGAAUUCACAGAAGACACUUACGGUGCAUCUGUGAGGAUGGAGUAUGCGGGUAUCGUAAAGAGAGUUGAUAAUUUGCAAGCUAGCUUAGACACGUGGCGGGACUUCCUCACUAGGAUAUUGGGGCUCAUUGCGGAGUACGAAACACUAACAAGUGAUUUACAAAAACUAUAUUUACGAACUCAAAAUGACAUAAUGACCUACUCCGAUGAAGAACGUCUGUCGAGACCUCAAAUAAAGAAGGCAAUUGACAAAUUUACAGACUUGAGAACGAAGAUCGACAAAACCGAAUCCCAAAUCGAAGCUUUAAGUGUAAUUCAAGAGCAAUUGAAAGAAUGCCUCAGUCCUCAGGAUAUUAGAAUAGUUAACCAGAAAGUAUGGCAACUCCGCCAACAGCGUGCUGAUUUGGAACACCAGCUAUCUAUUAUUAUUCAUAAACUGCAGGAAAGGAUAGAAAUUUACACGAUAUUUGACUCCAGGCUACUACGGUUCUCUGAAUGGUUAAAGUCUGUUGAAACAAGACUCGAAUCUACGUCCUCUAGUGAAGUUGGCGCAUUAGAUCCACAUGACCUGAUAAAGAGAAUUAAUUCAGACCUUCAAGCUGAGACUGCUAUGAAGGAACGUGAGUUCGAAUGGCUAAUUGAAACAGGCAUUACCUUAGUGGACUUGUCUAAGAAAGAUGAAAAGUCUUACAGCAAGAACACUUCCAAACAACUGAAGGAUAUUCAGGAACGAUGGCAUCACUUGCAAGAGUCGAGAAGAAGUAGAAUAGCAAAAAUCACUGAGCUCUUGGUAACCAUUUCACAACUUGAGGAGAGAUUGACAGAAAUUCGAACAAAGUUACACUCCAUUGAAUCUAAGCUUUCUACCUCAGUUAUUAUAGAAAAGUUGACAACCAAAGCAGUUGACACCCAAUUCCAAAGCCGGGAUGAAAUUCACAAAGAUAUUGAAAACGAAAGCGAAGAAGUGGGUAAUACGCUGAACCUCUGCGAACUAGUUUUUAAUGACCCCGACGUGUUAAAAGGUAACUUUGAUUUGCACAAUCUACGCACAGGAGUGGAAAUCGUUGACAAGAAAUGGAAGAACAUCUGUGAAAUGUCGGAGCAACGCAAGACCGCCCUCAAAGAAAUACGCAAAUCGGCCGAACUAGCGAACUCUUUACUGCCCAAAGUCGAAAAGAAAUUGGAUGCAAUAGAGAAACGCGUAGAAAAGGUCGAAGCUAGAAAACAACGCGGAGAGAACGAAGAUGAAAGCGUAUCGAAGGCUGUCAUCAAAGACUUGGACAGUUUAGAGAGUGAUGUCAAAAAGCUUGAGGACGCAUACGGUCGAAUAGUGUCUGCCAGAGGAAUAGAGCUUCGUGGAAAUGGCGCAGAUGAUGCGGCAAGACUACGUGCGGCCGUGAGACGUUGGCAGCAGCUGAGGCUCAGAGUGGAUGCGGCUGGAGCUGACGCCCACAGGCAGUUCGUGGCAGCUCACGGCAAGGCCGUGGUCGCCUUGGCCGAGGCCGACGUCAGACUGACGAGAGCGUUACACCUCUCGCCCACACCUACGGACAAAGAAGCGAUCCUCAAGGAAUUGGAGGGUGUAGAAAGAGAUCUCCAAGAAUGCCAGUCGUACGUCGAGGCAGGCGACAGACUCGCGGCGUCAGUGCUGAGUGUCGCGGGAGUACCAGACAUGGUGGCCGAGUAUCGGGCCCUUUACUCCGACGUGCGCAUGCGCCUCGACAUAGCGAGGGCCGAGGUCGUUGGAGAUGUCGAUACUGCAGUUCAGGUGGACACCCUCAGGUGGGAAACGGAUGCCGCUCUCCAAGUCGACACAUUAACUUCCAAAGAAACCUAUCGCGUUGAACUAGCCUCCGCCGUCAAAGAAGCCUCGGAGGCAUUAGAAGGUCUAAGAACAGCCCUGGUUCACGAGAUACCAGAAAACGCACCCAGCGAAGACUUGGCCAAUGCCGCCAAAGAGAUCGCCAAAGCUGGCACGAAACCCUCGCAAACCUUGGAGCUGGCCAAACAUCUAUCCGAACUGCUCCUCACAGAAUGCGACGCGACGGAGGAUGAAGCUAUGCUGCAGGAAGUGGAAUCUCUCGCACUCCGAUACGAAGAUCUGCUCAACCAGGCCAAGAAACGAGAACUCCAAAUCAACAACUUAAGGUUGCCGCACUCCGCGUCCUACGCUCUCACUUGCGAGCAUGAAUCGGGUCGGCUGACGUGUCCACUCUGCUCUGACCGGAACUGGAAACAGCUGGAUAACGAUUUGUGGAGACUCGAGCAGUGGCUCCAGUUCGCUGAAGCCACGCAUGAAGCGAGACAUGAACCUCCAGAACAAUAUGACGCCCUUGAAGACACCAUACAGGACCACCGCGAAUUCCUGCUAGAUCUAGACUCUCACAAGGCCCUAGUAGUGUCUCUCAACGUGGUGGGCACGCACGUGGCUCGUCACGCGCGUGACGUGUCGGCGGCCGAACGCGUCCGCGAAAGACUCGCCGAAGCGAACCGGAGAUGGGACGAAGCAUGCGCAAGAGCAGCAGACUGGCAGACCAAGCUGCAGAGGGCCCUCAUGCACAAUCGGGAGUUCCAUGAUAUCGUGGUAGAAUUGGUGAGCCAACUCGGCAACGCAGAGCGCCUGGUCCGGUCCCGGGAGCCUUUGCGUUUGAGUCGGCCUCCAGACGAGCUGAGGGUAGAGUUCCGAAGAUUCAGCGAACUUCGCGACGAACUCAGUCGAGCUGAACCCAGAGUUCUGGCUUUAAGAGAUGCAGCCCAACUCUUACACGGGAAUGAUGCACAGGAUGUGUGUAGGCGUUUGGGUGAGCUACGCCUGCGCCUCCAAUCCCUCCGCAAGCUGUCAGCCGUAUACGCUCUGAAAUUGGGCGCAGCCUUGGCCAGGGAGCCCUCCGCUACUGGAUCCGCUCUCGCCGCUGCUGCCGCCACUCUUGCGCCGCAGCUGAUGCAGGAUGAUGAAGAGCCCAGCUUCAGUUUGCCGCCUCUCACCGACAACGACGUUCCAGCGAGCGAUGAAACGGAAGAGCGCUCUCUGUCGGGCGUCCAGCGAGGCUUAAGAUUCGUAUGUCGCGUCGCACGCGCAUCUCUGCCUUUCCAGGCCCUACUCCUCCUCCUCCUAGGGGCGGCCGCUCUGGCCCCUCACACUCAAACAGACUGUCGGGCCACGCCCAGUCUCCAGCCCGUGUUGCGGUAUCCCGAUGGCCCACCCCCCAUUUAAAUAUUACUCAUUAUCUCGUAAAUUUCCUCCCUCGGGAGUCUUGUACUGAAUUCUCUGAGGCCAAAUCCAGGUCUCUCCCUCUUAAGUCUAGAUUCUGUAUAUUUCUCCCCGGUCGCCAUUUUGACAAUCGCGUGUGCGCUCAACCCUGCUUUUGCUAAAACGCGGCGUGUGAGCGCGGAGUGACAUUCCAAGUAUAGGUGCUAGUGCGCCCGCGCAUGUAUAUAAACGUUUUUGUAUAUUUGUAACGUUUGCUUAAAAGACGAGCGCGGGCGUCGACGACGCGCCGGUUCGAACGAAAUAUUUAUAUCAAAAUAUAUUUAACAUUUAUUAUUUAUAUAAUCUGUAUUUAAAGAUGGCGCCGCACAAAUGAUACGAGGCGACGGCUUAUUCACACAUUGUUACUUAAAAUAGAUUGUAAGGACUGUUUAUAAAGUCAAUAAAGCCUUGCAUUGAU